This is a messenger RNA of Pocillopora meandrina, 49580 nucleotides long. NCBI's taxonomy places the organism in Eukaryota, Metazoa, Cnidaria, Anthozoa, Scleractinia, Pocilloporidae. The record is from the annotation of a GenBank genome assembly.
AUGCGGCCCCGCUCCAGCACUUGGGAGUUCAGCAUGAGUCUGGGGGCUCUUUUUGUGCGAGAUAAACUCACCACAGGAACUCUGUUUCCAGCUUUGGUUUGUCCUCAAGGUAGAGAGUCUCAGGUAUGUUACUGAUUUUUGAAAUGAUAGAUGUUUAGAAGCUAGGUGUAGACAGUAAGUAAAUUUUGCCAUAUCAUACACCAUGCAUGACCAAUAAUUUAGUCUCUUUAUUUCUUCUUUACUUUAAGCUGAUGGUUGCCAUUAGUUGCCUUUUUUAAGUACUUUUUACAUAAUAUUAUGUGUAGAGCUGCACUAGAAAUCAGGAUAGAGAUAAAACAGACUUAGAUUUUUCCCUUUUCUGAGAUAGCAGUGCUUCUUAAGCUGCCCAUGUAUAUGUAGUUAUGAUGUUUCAUUUUAUUGAAAACUGGAUAUCAUGAUGUUUCAUUAUAUUGAAAACUGGUUAUUUUGAUGUUUCUUUUUUAUUAAAAACUAGAUAUCAUGAGAUUGUUGAUCUAGAUCAAUAAAUUUUUCUUUGAUACAACAGAAAGUCUCCCUUACCAAGAGACAACAAGCAACAGUUGUGAAAGGUUCAGUUGAAGCAAUGGUAACAUCUGCAGCAACUUUGGGACUCAAUAUUUUACAAGACAUGAAUGACCCAGUGUUUAAAAUGAAAUUUGAAUCUCUUCCACCUGCAAGUAAAGUGGGUUACAGGUUAGCUUUAAUCUUCCAACAUUCUAUUUUGCUCUUGUCUUGCAUUGUGUACUUCUUUACUGUUACAGUAAAAGUUUUAAAUAGUCUUUUUUUUUCUAGUAACCACCAAUCUACUUGGUAUGCUUAGCUCACACAAUUUCAUUUUCUCUUAGCUAACAACAUUUGAAACAUGGUCUCACUACAACUUUUUAACUUAGGAUCUUAAAUCAUGAUUCAAAUGUCCUUUUCUAGGGAUUUUAACUCUUAUGUUGGUGUUAUUUUCUUGACACAUUUACAGUACUUCCAAGUACAUGUGCAUUUUGCUAAUUGAUGGCAUUGUUCAUUUAUCAUCCUCAACUUGGAGGUAGUUGAUGUAAUUGUAAUUGAAAUGUACCAAGCAGUGAUCUAUUAAUGCCUAACCUAUCUCAUGUGAUCCCCUGGCAAGGUAACGAGGUAGAAUAUACACAUGUAUAUAUCAGAAGCACAAACCCCAACCCUGAAAUUUACUUUUUUGUUUGGUACUGUUUAGAUUAUCAGUAACCACCCAACCUCUGGAUGUUGUAUACAACCCCACAGUGUUGAAUCAUAUCGCCGAGUUCUUUUCCCACACGUCAAUGGAAGGUGCUCAAGCCCUUCACAUUGAGAGACAGCUUCGUGAAGUAGCACGUGUCAGAUAUGAGGAACUGAAAAACCAGACCAGACAUGAACUAGUUCAAACACUUGAUACAAUGAUGGAUGGAUCAGAUGUGGUAAUGAUGUCCUGUAGCUCACAAUCAUGUAUAUGUAGAAGACGGAAAUUUAAACUGGCUCCUUUAAUUGGAAAUGGACCUUAUACUUUUGAGAACCUUUUUUCGCCGAUUUUCUAGUACAUUCUCAUCUUUAGGAUCAGUUUUAUCUUGCUAUAUCGGAAGGAAUUUUUAAAUUGCAGUAUCUAGCUGACUGGCAGCCAGGUACGGUCUUAAAUGUACUAAAUGCCCGGCAGUUAGAAAUUUUCACAGAAAUUCCUCUGAAAGUUCUGUCAAACUUCUUAAGAGCAUCAGAUGUUUAUUUGGCAAUGUCGAACGUUUCCAAAAAUUACCUUUUAUCUUCGUUGUGGAUGAAUUUUUCGCGCUAGUGCAUAUCGUUAAUAUCGCUACGUCAUCAACACUAACUUGAUCCCUUUCUUAUUUAAAGUUGUCUUUGAAAUUCUCUUUCAUUAAUUUUAAUGGUGACUGAUCUUGAUUUCCCGCUCCCAGUGGUUGUAAAUUGUACUCAAAAGUUCACCACAGAAUCGUAACUUACAUUAUUCAAUGAGUGUGAAAUGCAACAACAGUGAAUCGUUGGGCCAAAUAUUAUUCGCAUGUGUUGUAGGGCCAUUCAAAGAGGUGGGAUAUUCAACUGGACAUUUCUGCACCUAGAUUUCUUGUUCCAGAAAGCUUUCAGGACAAGAAAGCCUCAGUGGUGGGUUCCAUAUACUUUUUCUUGAGUAUCUUACACUGUUUUCCAGCAAUACUUGAGACUGUUGUUUUUAUCUUUGGUAUUAGUUAAGAUAAAAUCCGUGUUCCUUCAUUACAUAAAUGCACAUGCAUAAUGUAUUAUUUUGUGGAUCUUGAAAUUUUUAGUGCUUGAUUUCAGUAACCUGUGUUGUCCAUAAUAUUUUGUUGUCAGAGCAUUCUUUAACAUUAAGGUGCCACCUUUCUUCAUCAGGUUUUGAUAGACUUUGGGCACUUAAGUUUUGCAAACACUCAAGCUCUUAACAGAAAGAAAACAAUUUCAGAGGGUCAAGACUCAAAACCCGAAAUGGAAGGUAAAUAUUUUAAAAAUUGGAGGUGUUAAUUUCUAUUUCAUUUUCAAUAUAUACCUUUGUAGCUGCUGGAAAAAGUGUGGAGCACUAUAAAGCCCCAAGGGAAGUACAGAUACAUGUAAAAACAGGAAAAAUAAAGACAAGAAAGGAGCCUUGCACGCGUUACCUUCUAAAGAGAACUGAAACUUUAAAACAAAAGGAAACAAAUUAAGUGAAGUAUGAUGUUUCUUUAACCUCAAGAAAGUCAAAACACAAAUUAUUCAUUGUAUUCUGACUCGAAUGGUUCAUGAGGUCAGAAUACUUUACAAAUUGUUUGUACUCCAAAGCAAGUUCCAUGUGCUUAAUGCCCCUCGUUUCCUAAUUUCUCUCCCUGCAAUGUAAAAUAUGGAAUCCUCUUGCAGUUAUUUUAAUUUGGAAGUUGUAGGUAAAGCACUAAGUUUCUUUUCUCAUGUUCACGAUGCAGAUGAUUCUUUUGUGACCCCUCCCAGUACCCCUCCGGUAGAGAAAGAAGAGGAAUUUAUGUCAAUCAGUGAUACAGCAGAUGGUCUUCUAAGUGGAGUGAGUAAUCAGACUAUCCUUGAGAAGAUGUACGAAAGGUAUGCUGCAAUUCAUGUCGCUUGCACGUUUUUCAGUUUCCAUUCGAUGUAUUGCAUGUAUUAAAUUCACUGAGCACCAACAGUGAGCGAGAUAACAAAACAAUAUCAAAUUAGGUACAAUAAGGAGGAAGUUCAGCUGUCAGACCUUUUUGGGGUUGUCAGAGAUUUGGUCUUGGGCAUGGUGGCCAGCGGAGCACACCCUGCUAUUUGUAAUACAGCGGUCAAACGUCGGGCAUGCGCAGGAGGAUCAAAUUUGGCUACCCGCGCGCCAAUUUCUCGCGCUAAGUCUUGAAAAGAAAUCAUAACAAGCAAUUGCUGUCUCGCAAAAUAAGCGAAAGAAAAUUGGGACGUUUAUAGAAAUCUGUAAAAGGAAACAAAAUUGAGUUACGGGUAUCCUGUUGAUUUUCUAUUCUGUUUUGAGCUGCAUUAAAAACGUUGUACGUUUUUAACACACGGUGACUUAAGGGCUUGUUUGGGUGUGUAACCUGUGAGAAAACUUGGUCCUGACAGCCUAAAGACACGCCAUGUAGUUAUUACAAAGUCAGUCGCAUAUGCGCAGACGUUUGAUCGUUUUGUUAAGUUACUCUAGGUCUGGGAAACGAACCCUUGGGCAUAGCGGCCAGCGGAGCAAACCCCGCUAUUUGCGCUUUACAAAUUAAAAUGGCUUUGCUCCGUUAAAUGAACUCCUGAAGUAUUCUUGUUUAUUUUGGUUUUGAGGUACACCCUAGACUUAUCCGACAUUCAAAUGGUGGUGUGCAAUGUAAAGGAGAACUGGUCAGAAGUUGCCAGCAAACCAUUCCUUACAAGUGAUGCUCAUGUUGUGGAGAAGUUUACAAUAUCAAUCCAACUGGAAAGGUGGGAAAUAAUUUUGAUUGGUCAGAAUACGUAUAAACUUGUAGGUGCCAGUUCUCUUGCUUGAAAGUAUAAAGUCUAUCAAACAUUGAGUUAAGUUUGUUUAUACUGUUUUUGCGGAGAGUACACUCCUAUACGAUCGAAGCUAUUUUAUCAUUUUUUUUAAUCAAAUAUUUUUUAGAGAAAGUUAUUUUGUAUCUUGUGCAGGAGACUUCUCUUUACUGCUGAUCCCCUGUAUCCGGCAGUAAAUCUUCAUGCCAAACUACCAAGUUUGGUACUACACAUCAAUGAACACAAGGUAGGGGAGGAGGACUUGACACUGUAGUUGUACCAAAUUAAGCCAUUUAACACACCGAACAGGUGAACAAUGUCUUCUUCAUAAGUCUCCUUUGCAGCGGUUACUAGGGAGUUUAAGAAAACCACGCGGGCAACGACAACGGCAACGGCACUAAACAGAAAGUUAAAUGAGCAGAUCAAUGGCUGUGCAAGUACGUUAUAAAUCCGGCUUUGUAAAUUUCUUUGCGUCCUCUGCAAAACAACAACUUUGAAAUGUUGUCUGGAGAAGGUGAACGACGACGGCUAAUUUUUUUAAUUUCUAUUUCUAAUUUAACGCUGUGUUCCAUAUUCAGUUUCGAGAUAGUUUUGAUAGUGAGAAACAAACUAAAUGACUCUAGAGUAUCGCGAGAUUCGAAAGUAAAACAUAAGUUCAUUUCUUAACCGACGAUGUCUACGGUGUCGCCGUCGUCGUUUCUUAAAUUCCGUAUUGGAAGUCCCUACGAGAGAAUGGACUGCUACAUGUACUGUAAAUACUGUCUAGUAACGGCUGCACAGGAGACUGUCCUUUAUGCGGUGACUUACCAAGCUCACCUUAUCGUUGUAAUGUGUCUAAGAUCGUGCUCCAACGGGAUCAACUCUUUCAACUACAACUGAUAACUGUUUUGAGUUGAAACGUAGUAACUCCAAGGAAUAGUCGUUAGCAACCUUCUCCGCAUAAGCAGGUUGAGCGAAGACUACAGUAAGUGACGGACAAUUUCUGUCUUAUGGCUCGAUUCAUAAUUUAAGUAGUUUUCACGCUCACUAACUUCCUUACUUUUUUUUUAUCCAGUGUUUCGAAAAGCACGAGCAACUCUUUUAUUCUGUUUUUGUUUACAACGAGCGUGACGGCCGGCUACUAAAGUCCAUACUUGACUUCAAUAAGCCGGCCAAAUCUACACCAGUCGCUGCCCUUGCUUCCGCAGUCGUUUCAACCUGGUUUGAAUGGCUGAAAAUGAUUGAAAAAAAUUGAUCAACCAAAUUAACCUAAAACGGAUGAUUCCAGUGGGACACGACCUAACCUUUUUCUCUUUCUUCUGUUAGCUUCAAACCUUAACAAAGUGUGUGAAACAGCUGAGUAGACCGAAGGCAUCCAACCCCACACCACCACCAAUGACACAACAACGAAUUAUUGCCAGUUCUACUCCACUGCCCCAUGUCGAAAGUGAGGAGAUUUGUUUAUUAAUGACAUUGUUUGAUUGACAAUUUGAACGAUGUUUACAGUACCAACACUUUUGUAGUAAAAACUUGCAGUCCAGAAACUAGAUAAUUGUAUAUCAAAGAUAUAAAUCCUCCUAAUACAAUUUGGAAAAUGUAAAACCACAUUGAAAUGCUGUCACUGGUAAGAUUUGUCGGAUCAGUAUCAGUAUCUGGGCAACUGCCCACCACAUCCUCCCCUAACUCAACAACAGUUAAUUGACAACAACUUAAGGUUAAUGUUGGGUUAGGGAAGGGGUAGGUGGGCAGUUGCUCAGAAACUGAUAUUAAUCCGAUUUCUCUUGCUAUUCAUUAUAUUAUUGCAAAGGUGUAUUUGCCAUCAACCCUAACCAAAGUAAGUAUUAUCUCCGUUUUCCAAAAAUUUCGUCAUCAAAUUUAGACUUUCGUAUUAUAAGUUCCGUUAACAUAUAAGCUAUACUUUGUUUCAUUAUUCCAGUAAGAUGUAAUUCUUUUUUAAAUAUUUGAGUGCGCGCGGCCAAUCGGUUGAAGACUGCAACAUCUAUUAACUUAUCUGGUUCAGCCCCCAUUUCAACAAGUGUCUUUUUCAAUUUUUAAAGGAAUUGACAGCAGCAUGGAUGAUGUGUACUACAGUUUGUAUAGUAGCAGUAUCACAAUUCCUGACAUGGUGAAGGAUUCGCCAACCAGGUACUGUCAGAGACCAAAGGAGUUACCUUGUCAGCCAUUAUGAACACACUUGUAAACUGCUGGGCUCAGUUGUAUAAAGGACGGAUAACGCUAUCCAACGGAUAAAUUGCUAUCCAGCAGAUAAGUGAUAGCAAAACGUACUGCACCAUUUACCGGACAAAGAUCUACCCAGUGGAUAACGUUAUCCAACCUUCGAACAACCGAUGCCAGGCUUUUAAAAGCCAGUCAGUAAAAACGGUGAUGAUGGUAUUGACUUUAUUUAUGUUAUUGUUUAGGCGAAUCAGCAAGUCCGCUGUAGAUACAACAUUGGAAGAUAAAACGAAAGAGCUCAUGGAAGAAUCUAGAAUGCUACUUGUUCAGUUCAGUAUUGACAGAGUCUCCUUAGGUGUUCACAGCAUGGGUAAUGUUUUUGUUUACAAUGCUUCAUGUUCAGUUCAGUAUUGACAGAGUCUCCUUAGGUGUUCACAGCAUGGGUGAUGUUUUUGUUCACAUUACAUCUUGUUCAGUUCAGUAUUGACAGAGUUCGUCCUUGAGUGUUCACAGCAUGGUUAAUGUUUUUGCCGGUUUACAAUGCUUCUUCCCAGUAAAAACUCAGCAACCUCAGUGGUCAAACUAGCCUUAAUUAGAAAAGUGGUGUCGUUAUGGCAACUUACGUGUCAUUGAUCUUUGAAAGUUUUGUUUGACACCCUGCUUGCACAAUAUAUCGUUGGGCGUAUUGAGUUUAUAGUUACUCGUAGAAAAAACUGAGCCAUUUAUAUAUAUGUAUGUGUAUUAAAGAAAUUUUAAAAAAGUUUUUCCAGCCAUAGAUUCUAAUGCCAUUUGCGUGAGACUUGCAAUCUGUUUGUACUUGCAGGUUGCUUGAUAGCUGAGCUUCAAGUGCUUGGAGUAAAAGCAUGCCACUUGAAGAGACCCUAUGAUUCAGUCACAUCUUUUGCUGUUCAUGGAGUGCAUCUUGUAGAUGCGAUGCAGAGUUUUGGCCCUGACUACGAACUGCUUCUGUCUUCAUGCAAACCUCACCUCACAAAAUCUCCAGGAGACAACACUGUUAUUUCUUCAAAAAGUAUGUUACCAGCUUCAAUUUACGUGGAAGCUUCUAUUUAUUUUUAAUUACUCCCCCCCAACUAGGUGUGAUCGGAAACAGGAUUAGUUCAGUUUUCACCAUAAAUUUGUUUUAUAACAGUAAUUACAGUGGUCAGUCAAAUUAAAGGUCAGAAUCACAAGGAGUCAGUGAGUGUUCAAAGUAAUUACGAGCGCAAGAAAACACGAUUUGUUUUUUAGUAGAGGUUGCAACUGAGCGAAUGAAGGGGUUCGAAUUGUUUUUAUCUCAGCGCGUUGUAAAAACCAAACCAAUGCAAAGUCCUUUCAACAUUUGAUCGAAAAUGCCACCUUACAACACCUUAUAAGUUCCCUCUACUUAUCAAUAAUCCGACAAAGUCUUGUUGAGCCAAGUGAUUUGUUGCUGACCAAAGACUGCAGACUUUUAUGCAGUUGGGGAAUCCUUUUACUACUUUCACUUGCAUAAACGUAUUUAUCUAAUUAAACGUAUUUAUUAUUUAUUUAAACUUCUGACCGUGUUUUCGCCUUUAGUGGGAUUCUCUUUGAGUUAACGCGUAUACCAGCAGUAGACUUUGUUUGUGAUAUUUACUUUUCCUUCAUGAUAGAUUCUAAUUCUAGCCACCACUUCCAGAAGGAUCUAUCCCAGUUUGUUUUGUUACCUUGUAGGUGAAAAAUCUUUCUCAGAGACGAUAAGCAGCGCAUUUUCCAUAGUUGCUGAUAUUGUGAGGCCAGGCUCUAAGAGAAAAUGGCAGGACAGUGAUGCUUCAUUCUCAAGCGAAACUACAGCUGUAAUGGAGGAAGAGGAUCUAAUCACAUUUGAAUACCAGCAUUAUGAUGCUGACAGCCCUUCUACCAAAAACAGAAAUAGCAGUGGUGUAAAUCUAGUGACUCUGAAUUUCAACAAGGUCAACGUAAUUGGUAUGUGAUACAACCACUUUAAGUUAUGUAGGAUGAAAGGAUUGCCUUUGUUUGGGUAGUCCUUCAUAUACUGAUCAGGGACCAUUUUGCAGGCAAUACUGUUUAGAUGUCUUGAGUCAGCCAAAACGAUAAAAGGCGUUCUGCAACCCUCAACGGACAGUUGAAAAACAAGCAACCCCCAGUACGUUUUAUCUCGCUUGUGCCGGGCUCUCAGGUAGUGGAGAUGCCAAAGUGCAAGAGCGGGUGAGCGAACGGUAAAGUCUCUUGAAGGAAUGACGAGGAAGCUUUAUAUAGAUCCCCAACGUUUUUUCCUUCGCCCAGUUCUUUUCCUCGUUUUAACAAACUGUGUUCUUGGAAAAGGCUACAUCUUGUCGCGACGAAUAAUGUGUUGGCAGAAGUUUAAGAUCUCAUUUGAACUUUGAUGGCGCAAUUUUCAAAAUGGUACUGAAGGUCUAGAUGGAAAGAUGGGCAGUUUUUAUUUUCAGUAUUUCCAACCCAUACGUUUUUAAUCGCAGUGGUGGAAUCACUGCGAUUAAAAACGUAUGGGCGCGAUUUUACAAUUCUGGUUUAAUCAUAAUUGGAAAUGUAAUAACUUUCUUUUUUAUGAUAGCAAACCAAGAAACCCUGGCAGCAUUGGUUCAGUUCUUCAACACGGCAUUUACUUCUGGUGAAUCUGAUGGUAGUUUUGGAGAUUUGUCAGCAUUGCCAGAGGAGUCUGCUACUGAUUUCUACUCACCACAGCCUGAUGUAAGUUCAAACGCUCAUAAGGGUGCUUCUGCGGUUUGAGUAAAAUGUCAAAUACCUGCUCCGGGUCAUUUAGGCACACUUCAAGUUGUUUUUCAAAAGAAAAAGAGACAAGGAAAUGUAAUUUCUCUUUGUACAAAAUCUUCCUUAAACAAUUUUUUUUAACGAUAUCAUGUUCAGAAGAUUAAAAGUAAAGCAAGAACCAAAAUCCAGGGAAUGUGACGUACGUAAAACGCUCAACUUUCUGAGGUUCCCGGGCACCAGUUUGAAUAAACGCUAUGGGAGGGGGGGUUUAGAAAAUUUUGACUGGGACACGUUGCCCCCUAGCUGGAAAUCCUAGAUCAGACACUGCUUAUCGCUGAUAGCCUAUUGUGUUGGUUUUUAGGAUCAGGUAUCCGAAGUGACAGAAGUGACUGCGUCCUUCAAGUCGAUUAACGUCCUUGUUAUAAGGAGCAUUAAGGCGAACGGUGUUAAAUCUGUGCGAAAGGUGGCGGAAGUGUCCGUUAGCGAAGUUCAACUGAAUGCCUCUCUUGGAGAAAAUCAGAAUAUCGAUGGCUCUCUCGGAGGUCUCAGAAUGACUGAUCUUACUCCAGAGGGCUCCCUACAUCGCUCUGUGUAUACAUGUGGAAGCCUCGGCGGAGGAGAUGUUUCCCCACGAGACUCACCGUAUUUAGGGUCAUUGCGAGAAGACAUGUUAGAUGAACCUAGCGAUCAAAAGGCUUUUACAUUUACACUCUUAAUUCCAAAGAAGGGUGGACAGUGUCCCGUUAUUGCUAUAGAUGAAGGUUACGAAGGGGACUUGGAUAAUGCAGAGAUUGCAAGAAACAUUCAACUCAACGUACGCAUGGCUUCCGCUCAGUACACUCACACGCACAGGUUCCUUUCAGAACUUUUAUUAUCGGCAGGAGAUUAUGCUGAAUAUGCUACCCAGUUUGGAGAAAGUCUGCGACAAGCUGCAAGUAAUGUUGCUAUGGGUCUUGUAAGUAAGAAAAGAGCGUUGGCAGAAGGACUUGGUUAUCUUUCCUCGUCGUUUGUAACAACUGCUGCACAAGAUGACAGGAGUUUGGGAAGUCGCCAAGGUAGCAUAUUCUUCGAAGGUGACAGUGACUGUCUUCAAGAAAGUUGUGACUUUGUGGACAAUGUUCCUGUGAAACCCAACAGAAGAGUUUACACCUGCAUCACGGUGGACUCGCCGGUUGUUCAGCUGCCAACGUCGUCCUCAAGUACGGAGAUUCUUGUUGCUCAUUUAGGCAGCAUUACUGUGAGGAACACGCAUUUGAUAGAACUUGUGGAACAGGAAAGUGACACGGGGCACCUAACUGGUGUUGAGUAUGACAUUGAUCGAUUAUUUGUGGAAGUAAAGGACAUGAGCUUGUACUGCACAGCAAUGGAUACAAGUAGAUCAGGAAGAGCGUCUUCAUCGUCGUUUUCCGAGUCAUUUGCAAGCUCAAAAAAUUUGCAUUCACCCAAAUGCUGCAGCGUGCACAUACUUCACAAGUCAGCAUUUCAACUUAUUAUUGACCGUCGUUCAGAAGAUGUGGGUGCAUUGGCAAUGGGUGUAGGUUGUGCGUCUUUGAACUUGAAAAAACCGACGAUUCAAAUGUCGGGAAAGGUCACCACUCCAUUAAAACUUGAAUUGUCAACUCAAUCCUAUCGUCAGCUUUUUGAGACUAUAGAUAACCUUGGCGGUAGUAAGGAAGCAGUGCCCAUUCCUCCGGCAGCUGGGAUGCAUAGUUCCUCCAUAGCUAGUCCCAAUUCCCAGUCACCAAGCACUCUUUCUCCAAGGUGAGCCUUUUUCUGUCUUUCUCCCAAUUAUUUCCGGCGAUUUUCAAAAUGACAGAGAACGAUUUUAUGCAAAGUGCUAUAAAAGUAUUUUUAGGGUUUUUUUAUAUGAGUCACACUCAUCUUCCUAAAGAAGAGUUACUCAUUUAUGUAUGUGGCAUAAAUGAGUAACUCUCCUUUAGGAGUCGUGACUGUUGACUUCUAAAGAAGUUAUUAGUUUCUCCUUUUUUUUACUGUCUAAAUGAUGUGAUUAUCUAGACUUUCAGGGACAAAUUACAAAUUCACUGCUCGUGUCUCGUGGGUGAUAAGAUAAGUGCCAAGGUUUGCUUUUAAUUUUAAUGUACAUCGUUUGUUUUUUUUUCAGUUCAUCAGCUUCGAAUCUACAGGCUUGUAUUCCUGACAAGGUGCUGCCAGAAAAGCAUGUUACAUUUAUACCUAAUCUUGUGGAGGAGAACAUUCAUGAUGAGUCAACUGCUCACUUUGAAAGUGAAUCUGAUGACCCCACUCCAAUACGUGCAUUAUUUGAAGUGCCGCACUUAAGCGUCAAGCUUUGUGGUGAGCUCAACAAAAUUGAUCACGACUUUGUUGACAUAAUGUUUUACGACUUUAAUUUGGCUUAUGAGCACACAAGACCAACUGUUACUUUGUUCAAUGUCUCUCUCGGCGGUCUUCUUGUGGAGGAUCUGCUCCAGGAGCCAGAAUCUCCCUAUCGUUAUCUCAUUUCGUCUUCUGCUCCACGCCAACAUCACUUCAGAGAACGUUCUCUGUCUGCAUACCCUUCAAAUCUUUCCUCAUCUUGUCCUGUCGUUUCUGAAGCUGGUCUUCGCUCGAAUUUUUCUUCAUCACUUCCGCACUGUCUUCCUGCUACAUCCAAACAAGGGCCAUUUCGUUCUUUGGCUCCGUUGAGACCUUUGUUAAAGAAUCAAAAAUUUCCUUCCAUGCCUUCUGUUAAUGUCACCUUGGACAGCGAAUCAUUGGGAGAAGACUUGGGUACUUCAAAUACAAUCAUUAAAGACAAGAAAAGAAAUAGCCUUGUACACAUCAAUGUCUUUUUGAUUGACAAGAAAGAUGAAGAAUUUAGUACCAAGUACAACUCGGUAAGUGCCAUGCGCAGACUCAUGUUCACUGCAUUUUGACUACAGUCAUAUUACAAUACCGCUUUUGUGCACUGGAGCAUCUUCACGCGCGUCUUUAAUUUGUGGGAUUACGCGCACUUCCAGUGCUUGUAGUUACGCGCGUGCAAUAGAAAAAUUUCACUCAGGCAGUGGUUUCUACAUUAAUACGUAAUUACGCGCAGUGUGCGUGUUUCGCGCGGGAAUGCGUGUGUCACGCGCGUGUAAUGCUGCAGUACACGCGAGCGGUACUGUGUUAUGAGACGGUAUUAUGUUCAGUCAUUGUUUCAGUGUUGUUUGAAGUUUCUUUGUCUAACAUUACGUAACCCUUUAAGGUUCAUUUUUUCAGUGAAGGUUGGCAAGGUCGGACCAGAAUAGAGAUCCAAGCUCUACUUCGUCAUGCUUGCAUCAUGAACAGCAAUCACAAUAUUAGAGGACACUCUUUCGAGCAUCCUAUUGCUUUUGGUUACCUUGAUUUAUAUUUUAUUGAAAAGUUUGAAAAUUUUAGUUAAGUUUAUCCUAGAAGUUUUAGUUCAAUUACCAAUACCACAUUUGGAUUGACAUACCGUGCAUUCCUGCUUAGCUCACUAUUUGUUAAUUUAUUUUUUCUGUUUUGGGUAGGUUAACCGAAUCAUAGAGGUGGACUUCAAUUCUCUAGAGGCAAAUUUAAAUUUACAAACUUGGGUAAUUGUGUUGGAAUUCUUUGGAAUUGGUGUUCCACAGCAGCUAUCUGCUUCUCAGCCGUCAAGUCCAAACCCCUUAUCUCCACAACCUCACGAACUAAGUGACAAUGUGUACGAAAACCAAAAGGACACUCAAAUGGAAGGUAAACUCUCAUUCCAGUGAUACAGUCAUUACAUUACAGGUUAAGUUGACAUGGUCGAAUGUUCUUUGGGCCUCACUAGAUUUGCGUUCGGUAGCUCAGGUUAAAAUAAUCCUUCUGCAGCUACUAGUAAACAGUCAACUGGUUUGUCUCAUUUUACCCUCCUCGCUAAAGUUUGUACACAAAGUGCUCAGUUAGCCUAGAGAUGCCUAGAUCAAACUCUAAUGGUGUAGUCCUCUUUCCUUGUUAUUCUUGAUUUUGUAUUGUUUAAGAAGUAUCUUUUAAUUCUUCGAUAGACAAAUAGUUUGCCUGACAUAAAAAUUUUUUUAAAAGCAGAGAACCUUAUCAUAAAUUGUGAAGCAAAGGAAUUGUUUACCUUUGAGGCGACGUUGUAAUUCUACACUGAGAAUCACUUUUAUGAUUAAAUGAAAUAAACUAAAUUUAAAGAAAGCGACAAAACUUUUGAGUUUGUAAAACAUGUUUCCACAGAAAUUUCUGUCAUCUUCAGUUAAUUACCGUACAAAGCGUCGAAAGUUGAAUUAUAUAGUAAGUAAACAAUGCUAUGACAACAAGAAAAGAGGUAAAGCAUGAAAGUGUGAGAAUUAAAAGGAAAGUUUUAGAUUUACAUGGUGUAAUUGUUGAUUCAAGGAUGGUUGUUUUCUUUGACUAUGAAUAGCCUGUUUUAUCUUGAGCUGAAAGCCGGUAGAGGCGUGAUCUAAAACAUAGAAGUUAUCUGUAGAACACAAAGCGCAACAAUGUGGAGAAUCUUUCAGAUGCCUUAAAGUGUGAGAGGCCCUGUCACUGACUAAGUGCUCUCUAACACGUGUGGAAAAAUGGCGGCAGGUUUCACCGACGUAACAGGUAUUACAGCCAGUACAUACAAACUUAUAAACCACACGUGAACGGAGCCCGUCAGGGACAGGGUCUUUCACACCAAACAAGUUACCGAUUUUGAAGGAAGAGAAAACCAGUUUGAUAUUCAAGUCAUUGCAAUAGCGCUUAAUAAAAUGGCCGAUCUAGCAGAGAAGUGGCCAAUGUAAGGUAGCUUAAAGUAGAACGUAGGUGAAGUGGUAGGAAGGGAAUUCCGGGGAUGAUGAUUGUUUUGGGUCCCAGUGAUGUAACAGUUUAUAAUCUUCUCGAUUAAAUGAGCUGGGAAAAGAUUCUUUUUUAGAAUAUCAGUAAGAUUGUUAAUGUCUUCGCGAAACCCCAACCAGGUGUUAUUAAUCUUGUAAGCCCUAUCAUCAUUAAGACACUCGUUGAUGCUUUACCUUUUUUCUUGUUACUAUUCAUCUUAAUUAGCAUUGUUCUACUUACCAUAUAAUUAAACUUUCAACGCUUUGUACAGUAAUUAACUGAAGAUGAUAGAAGUUUCUGUCAAAACAUGUUUUACAAACUUAAAAGUUUUGUCGCUUUCUUUAAAUUCUUGACUUGCCAGCUGAUAUCAAGACCCUUUGGAAAUAAACUGAACUGUUUUAUCUUGAAAGGUAUAGAACAGACAGAGGCCGAAGGCAUAAACACUGAUGUCAAAUUUCAAGUGUUGUCUUUGACUUUGACGUUAAGUAAAAUAAGAUAUCCCAUAGCAAAAGUCAAUGCCUUUGGGCUGUCCACGGAAGUAAACAUGAACGAUGAAAACUUUGUUGCCAAGGGCAGAUUAUCAAGUAUAUCAGUGACAGACAUGUCUCCACAUGGAUCUCUGUACAGGGAAAAGUAAGUCACUAAUUUUAAUGACGGUGUAGUAAUAGGCAGCUAAAAAGCAACAGUAGAAUGUUUGUCUUAUUCCGGUCUCUGAACCAGUUUGUUGAUAGGAUGUGGCCCAACAUAUACAUUUUAGGCGUUUGUUUGGGUGAGUGAAUGGCAUAUUGAAUUUAGGGGACCAACUGACAGUUUUUGACUAAAAAGGAAUUUAUUCUACCACGCCUCAAGUUUCAACAAUGGGCAUUUCAAGUCGGCCGUUUUUAGUGCUUGUCAGUGUUUUCCAUCCUUAACCAUGCGCUUUCUGGUGCAUUUUUAAAUUUUAGAUGUUUUUCUAUUUUGUGAACUCACUGUUUGCGUUUUCCUUCAUGAUAAAUUUUCAAGGCGCACAUAACUAUCUUAAGAUGCAAAAUUGAACAGUGCGGUCCAUCUUUGAUGUGUUUGGCGUUUGUCAUUUGGAAAUACAAAGGGGAAAUUAUCUGUCAGUUAGUUAGAGUAAAGACCCUAAACUCUGUUAUUGGACGUAUUGGAACAGUGCGGUCCAUCUUUGAUGUGUUUGGCGUUUGUCAUUUGGAAAUACAAAGGGGAAAUUAUCUGUCAGUUAGUUAGAGUAAAGACCCUAAACUCUGUUAUGGGACGUAUUUACAUGUAAUAAAUAUAUUUAAUCGUUGUUACAGAAUAAGCGAGAUUCUUUGAAGUUGUUUCCUUCAUAUAAGUUCUGUUGCACACUUACUAACUUGUACAUUUUCAUCAGAUUUACAACGUUUGGAGAUGAAGCUCUGAGUUUUAAUUUCCUUAAGUAUGGUGCCCCAGAUCCUGACUUGCAGAGGGAGAAUGACAUGAGUCUCAAAUUACGGAUGUCAUCUGUACGGUAUGUGCAUACUAAACGAUUCCAGACAGAGCUGGUGGUUUUCUUCCAACAUUUUCUGCAGCUCCAGGAAGUCCUAGGCAGGAUGAGAGCUGCCUCGGAAGGAAAUGAGGUAAGUCGUCUCUUGAAGCACUUUGAAAAAUACCAUAUCACUCAUGGCUGAACUCUUAGAAGAAUCACUUUGUGCCUGAAGGCUCUGAUGUUAGAAACGAGGGGUACCAAUUUAUUGAAAGUUAUGUUAGUUGCUCAGACACACGGGUUAGGUCGGGGGCCUACGUUACCGACAUAAAAUAAAUUGUAUUGUAUUGGUAUCACUGUGGCACUGUGUUAGUUGCUCAGACACACGGGUUAGUGGCCUGUGGCACUGUGGCACUGUGGCACUGUGGCACUGUGGCACUGUGGCACUGUGGCACUGUGGCACACGGGACAGCCCUGAUACCCCUUGGUUGGUUGUUUGGAUGAUACUUGAUUUAGGCCUGUUUCGUUUGAGAUUACGAUUUUUAUAUCUUGAAUGUGUCUGAAAAAAUAGAAUUUUUGAUUAUUCGUAUCACUUCUUAAGGAUCAUGUAUUAAUAUUUUUGUAGUGAGAUAAACUUUGCACGCAUUUUGAUUGGUUCUUUCUAAUGAUUUAUUAAAGGACAGACGCAUAGAUGACGUCAUCAUUUAUCGCUUUGUUUCUUUACUAUGAAAAACAAAUAGAUUCCAUGUUGCUUUGCGGCUGUUUUGUAAUACACAUUUUGGUCACAGGCGAUGUCAGAAUGUGGUAAGAACGUGUGCUAAUUUUUAGCUCUAACCGCAAUUUUACAUCUUCUGUCACUUACAUGUGUGUAACUGAGUAGCUCUCAUCCUGCCAAAUGGAAUCUGUUUGUUGAUGUGAGUCUGAGCAACUUACUUAUGCGUUAACAAUGUGUCGGGGUUGUCAUCUCAGGUCUCUUGGAUGUUUGGACGUGGAAGUCGAGUGGCGCUUGACAUCAAGGCAGGAAAUCCAGUCGUUUUGGUACCUCGCUCGGCCAAGUCCUCGCACAUGCUAGUGGCAGAUCUGGGUAACCUGACUGUUAACAAUAGCUUUCUUUGGAAAGGGCCACCAGACACAUUGCCACAUUCAAAAAAACCAUCAAGGCAACGAGCAUCAUCUCAAGCAGAUUCCGGUAGGUUAAACAGGAUAGAUUAAAAAAGCAAUUUGCAGCAGGAGCUUGCAAAGGGUGCUUGUAAUUUAAUCAAGUUUGGCCAAACAAAACAAGUUGAGUCCCGUGGUUGCUAUUAAAAAAGCCAACUUAUCGCGGGGACUAAAAGUGUGUCCAGUGGGUGUUUUCAAUCCCAGAGGAUUAGAAAUUAUUUUGCUCCAUGGUCUUCACAAUUCUUGGAACUGACCUGUUUUAUCUAUAGAAAGGACCAAUCCUUUCUGACGAAUUUGAAGAGGUCCAUGACGCACUGUACUAAGGUGAAUCAUUUCGGUUUUAAUUGACAAUUAUUUCCAGAAGUAGAGGUGAAUAUCCACCACUUUCACCGACACUGAGGUGGAUAAUUGUUUUAAUAUAUACCACACAGAAACCAAAAAAGUUUGUUUUGUCAAUAUACCCCCCAAGAAAAAAAAAUGGACAGAAAUUUAAUUGCUGACGCGCGAUUUUGUCUCUUCGACUGCUUGAAGGUGAAUCGUACUUGUUAAUGACUUCCGAACCAGCCAAUUAGCGUGUGCGAAAAGCACCAGUCACCUGUGUGGUAUAUACUCAAAUCAUCAAUUUCUCCUUUUUGUUUAAGGACAUCACGACACUUGCUUGUUGGACAGUAUGCACAUUGAAUUGGUUGACAUGGAUCUCUUUACAGCCACAAGAGUACAAGAGAACAAUCAGCAGUCGCCUUCGAAGUUUUCAUAUAAAAGCCAGGUUUGAACUCUUGUACUAAGAAAAGGUUGACCUGAAAUGAUUCUAACAUUUCUAUAUCAACAUAUUCAUCGUCAGUUAUAAGCUGAUGUAGUUGUAGGUUAAGAGUCAUGCACAUUAUCUUCGUGUGAAUGUAUAUUUGUGUUCUUUUUAUGUAAAUAUUUUUUCCUUUCUAGUGAAUGUGUUGGAGUUUGAUGUCCUACCGACCUGUAAUUAACUCUCUUGUUAAAAUGAUACUUUGGUCAAUAGGCUGCUGGGCUUCGCUCUGUUAGCCCCUUAGGAUAUUCCAGGAAGCAAGCACUCUAAUUUUGUUUGUUUUUUUUUUCUUUCUUUCACUUUUUGUAAUAAGUGGUAGGUUGAACAAUAAAGAGGAAUAGUAAAGAUUGUCGUUGUUGAUCUCUGUCUGUCUGUCCCAUUUUCCUUUCACCUGAUUGCGAGGAACUUUUAGCUGACGAUCAAGUGUGAAGCUUUCUACUGUUUACUUGUUUGCAGGGAUUAAAAUUGCUGAAAGAGAAGUGCAAACUGACUUUAACAGUCGAACGUAACCUGGACGGGGCAUCUAGUAAAGCUGGAGCAGGUAAUCAAAAGUACACGUACAUUCAUGUAGUGCUGAUGUUACACCGUCAAGCGUCACUUUCAAGGUGUGGACAGGUGUAAUUAAACAUGAAAUCUCCACACUAGGGUGUUUAAGGCUCAAAAAUAUAAAAACAACUUAACCUUUUUCCCGAUAAAUUCAAGUACACGCAAGUGCUACUAAAGUUCGCUGUUAGGUUACUUUUUUUACAUGAAAUCUGCCGUACAGGUGGGACAAUCUAGCAACUGAGCUACGAAACCACACAUUAGAGGCCAUGUUAGGUGUGGCUCUUUGGCAUGCUGUUACUGUCUUUGGAGUGAACGUGGAAAUACGUGUUCUUCGUCGGUAGGUGUAGCUAACAUUGAACUGUAAUUUAGUUCCAGACUUCAACUUCAGUGGCUGUCUUUCGUCCUUGUGUGCAUCUUUGGAUUACUCACAGUACUGCUUCAUUCUUGGAAUGUUGGGAGAAAACUUUGGAGAACCUUUGGAAGAAUUUGAGAGACCGUCAUCAGUCAUCCAAGAUCCUCUUGGAAAGGUGAUAAUUAUAUUAAUCACUUAAAUCUUUUCUACAUUUAAAACAGAAAAGUUUACUCUUAGUGUCUACUUUGAAGUAGAGGUGGUGCUAGGCUUUAGUUUUUUUUUUAAUUAGUUUGUAGUUAAAGUGUGCUGAGUUUUAAAGCGGAAUUUAUGGAAGGGAGGUUUUAGAUAGAGCCUUAGUGCUUGUUUAUUUGCCAUAGUAAAUACCCACAGUUUUACCUCUUUAAACUUUUAAAGAGGUCGGAUCCUUGCCGCAAAUCCUGCUUUACAGAUUACUUUGAAAUCUUGUAUUUGAAACAUCAACUAAAACUAAAGGAUGAUAUACACAUAAACUAGGAAAAGCCACAUCAAAACAGCGCUUUAAUCACGUCAAUCUAACACUUACACUUAAGGCAUUGCUAUCAUUUUUGUCUUCCUUCUUUAUCACAAACGUUUUGUGUGUAAUCUUAAUUAUUUAAGCAAACUAAUCGAGAUUUUCUGAAAUCCAAAUGGCCUCCAAGAAUGCUAUGUAACUGAGGGCCAAGAAAGGUUUUGAAAAGGUAAUUGCUUCACCAUUUUAGCCCCCAGAGGAAGAGAAGGUUUGGACUGUCCUGAGAAUGAACAUUGACCUCGUCAACGUUAGUUUGGAGCUGCUCCCCUUUCAACUGUUUGAGCACCCAGAAGAUAACCUCGACCACGCCCAGCUGCCAUCAUUGGCCAGGAUAGACUUCAUUAAAUCUAAAUUCGAGUUUGAAUCUUUCUCUGAUUGGUCAAAGACUAUUGAUUUGGUCUCCCAAGAGGUCAUUUUUGAAGACAUGAGGCAGAAAGGUAACUUUUCAAUUCCAGUGAACGCUUUCGGUUGCCCCGGGAUCUAACAACAAAUUACCUUCCCGAUAUCAUGGUUUUUGUUUCACGAUGUUCAAUCGAUCAAAGGAUUACAUAAAUUUGCAAAUUCAACUAUAUCGUGGGUUUGGAAUGUAGAAAGAACUCCCGGAAACAAUAUUGUGGAACAUUUUUUCCUUCGUCUUGAAAGACGAUUCUACGAUUUUCAUAGCCCUGUUAAGAAAAGGGCCCGAACAACGUUGUUUGCAGUGUAAGAGAAAACAACGAGUCUUCUUGUUUCGUUAUUAAGGUCAUUCCACACAAUCACUUUACCCAUUCUUACCUUGUGCUAUCACGUGCUUCAUUAGGGAACGCACUUAAAAUGGCGUUUUUUUAGUCGUUUUGUCUGAUUGGACUUCUUCCUUUUAAAUGGUUGCAGCUAAAAAUGAGGCUGCUACCUCGUUUUAAGCACAAAAUUAAAGGCCCCAAGAGAUAAAAGACCAAUUGGAAAUGCUUCACAAAGAAUCUUAGUGCAGGUUCUGUCCUUUUAAUACUUAAUUUUGCUGACUUCCUCUCUAGGUAUGGACCUGGAUGACUCUGAUUCCUGUAUCUUCACUGGUAUUCUUUUGCCUAGAAAAUUGCCAGCGUCCACCAAGGAGCAGGAGAAUUCGCUACAGUUUGAGGUUCACUACAGAGACACGACUAGUAAAACCCUGCUAACGUUCUUGUUCAAUCACAGUCGUAUUAUGCUAAUCAUCGAUUAUCUGCUUGAUACGUACAACUUCAUCAUGUGUCGAAUGUUCAAACCCAGUACAGGUGAACACACCUUACAUUUUUAAAUGGUUAAUAAUCUAUAGUUCAAGUCUGUAACAUUCAUUUAUUCAGAGCCGUUCGCUCAUCUCUGCACGGGUUUAUUACGAACCAACAAAAUGACCAGCUCCUAGUUGGCUUGUUAGCUCAGUUGGUGGAGCACUGCACUGGUAUCGCAGAGGUCAUGGGUUCAACUCCUGAAUAGACCUAAAUUUAUUUCAGGUAUUAUUUUAACUACUGUUUUCGUGACUGCGGGGAUCAAACUCAUUUUCUUUGCUUAAUCUGCAGUUCAAGUACAUGAUAUUUAUAAAUUUACAAUCGUUUAGAAAUGGGUAGGGAAAAAUGGUUUUCGAAGGGGAGCUUCUAUUUUUUUUUUUUUUUUUUUUUUUUUUUAAGUUGUGGUGAUCAAACCGGUUUGUUUAUCUUUUUCUUUGUUCUGGAUUUUGAUCUUGAGUGGGAGGCAAAGGAAAACUUAAUAUAAAUCAAACUCGGUGAAAAAAAAUUAAUCCAAGGAUAAGUUUGAACCACUGAAUAUACCUGAGGUCUAAUCCUAACCUCGGUUUUUACGCAAUCAAUAGGCCUCAGGUUUUCUCUUUUAGAGGGUUGAUUUAAUUAAAUAAUUGUCCCUCCACUGUUAGCUUUGGGCCUUCUUGUCGCUGUUCACAAAAAUAAAUGUUCAGAUAAGUGGUUCAGCUAAAUUGGUUAGGACUCGCAUUUGUAAAAGAGCAGCUAAACUAUGUUUAAAAAAGGAUUGGAUAGCAAAUUUUGUUACUUCCACCCAUACUCGCAACUUCUUUUAGUCAAAAUUUUCGUUUGUAUGCGGAAGUUCGUGUUAGUGCUUCCGAAAAACGUCGUUUUCAAUCAAUGCCUUUAACCCCAGUUAAAAACUGUGAACUUCUCAUUGGCGAUCUCUUUAAAAUUCGUUUUCUUUUCGAUGGCUAUGAAACAAUCUUAAUUGUAUGAUAUCCGUCGAAAAGAAAAGACUUUUCUCAAAAAAAACACGAAAAUAGAAUUGUAAUUUAGUGGUAGUAACGUUACCUUUAACCUUCCAUGCAGAAUGUCUUGAGAGUUUGUUGGGUUUGCCUUUCUACCCCGACAUCAGUAUCUAUAUUCUUAAAACAAUUCUCUUUACAUUUCCUUUGGUACUGAUAAGGAGAAUUCGUUUAACAAUCAAACUUCUUAGGUUGGUAAUCAUUUCCUUUGUGUUCAUGAUUUUAAUGAAUGAUUUAGCAGUAGUACUGUAAAGAAAAAUUAGAUGCUGAUUAUUGUUAGGAUUGAAAGUUCUUAGUUAUGAGAAAGAAACAGAAAAAUAAAGGCUUGACUUAGUCCUCUCUUGCUGUAGCUGAAGACAGUUCUAUGGACGUGCCAGAAGAUGAUGGUCCCGCCAAGCCAUAUGAAACACCGCCUCCGUCUGCCUCAGGGGUGGCGACCAGAUGUGAGAUGCCAGCACAACCACAGGUGGACAAUUUGUGCUAAUAGUAAUUCUUUUCAGUCGUGUACGUGUUGUUCGGCGUUUCAAGAAAAAGUAAAAAGAUGCAGUCACUUUAAGUUGGGAACUUCCGCGCGGGAUGUUUUCGCCAGGUUACUAGGUAGUCGCAACAUUGCGCUCGUUGGCUGAGGGGUUUGAUACGGUCGAACCUCCAAGCCUUAAAACUCGCGUCAAAAUACGUUUUUAACCGCAGCUAAGCUCAACAAAAGAUGGGGGCUACGCAACUAUACUUUGAGGCGACGGAACUUGUGGCAAUCGUGCAAUGGGGCGACGUCACCUGAAACCGUUGUGCUGAUAAACAUUUGAUUUUGAAAUGUCGAAAAUUCAGCAUUUGUUCAAAGUGUUUCAUUUCGUUAACCUUGUGUAAUCUAUAGUAAGGAGCAGCAUCGUCGUUUCCCGGAAAACUGGGUAAUACUAACAUAAGUGUUAUUUUAGAUAUUUUUAGGAUGCUAAGUUCUGGCGUUCAAACCUUAACUUUUGGUGGCCCUAGUCAGUUUUAACUCGCCACUGGCGACCGUGCGACCGCCAAUUUUUAGCCCUGGACAGUGCGCGCCAGUUGGUGUGAUGUGAUAUUAGAGUUUUGAUGUUACUAAUUUGAUUACUUUCAGCCUCAAAAGACGUUUGAAAUGAAAGUGAAUAUUUCGGGAACGGAGCUCGUUGUGUUGGAGAAUGUGAACACUAUGGACACCCAUGCCGUAGUUUUGAAGGUACAAUCGCUAACCUGUUGUAAAGUGAAUGGAUAAGGAAUAGUUGUGAUGAUUACAUCAUAGUAGUUUGCUUCUUCAUUAAGACAUUACCAUGGUCGGCACACUGAAUUCUGAAUCUAAAGCUCGGGUUGGAGCCAUAUCUGGGUCUUUGUGGCGUUUCUUGGCCAAGACACUUUAUUCUCACUGAGCCUCUCCCUACCCAGGCGUAUUAGUUAUUCAUAGUUGUCUGCUACUACUAUGGGAACUCGACGAAAUUUUGGGGUUAAUCCGCGAUGGACUGGUAUUCAAUCCACGGGGACCAUGGAAACCGGCCUAUGAGCCAGCGAGCCUUUGUUUGUUUGGAGACUUAACCCUACUGUUCCCUUUUUGAUGAAAUAUCUCAAAUAAUAUUGUGAAGUGUUUUCAAUUGGAGAAUAAAGUGACUUAAAAACUUUGUACCCUGAAAGACCAUGGUGACUUAUAUGUAAUCGCAUCGAUUAGAGAUGUAUAUAUUGUUGAGUCCUGUUUGCACACAUUAAAUCAACUUGUACCCGCUGCAUAGAUAACAGCUGUGUUGGCAUGGCGCCCGCAUCUUCAAAGUCAGAAGUGGCUGUCGUGCAGUAUCCAAAACCUGGAGAUGUUCUCCUGUGUUUUGUCCUGUGAGGAAGAAACCGCUCUGUCGAUUAUAGAUCCAACAUCUGCAUUAGUUGAGUUGAACAAUUCCAGGAGACAGAAAGGACGCAAAAAUGCCGGGUUGUUGGAUAUCACAGAGGAACAGUUGCCUAGUUUGGAGGUAAGUAGCCUUUUGUGUUUUCAAAACCAUAAUUUUUUUAAAAAGGAGAUACUAAUUUUGUUGAUGAAACUUUUUGGGAAAUUCUCGUUAGUGGUCACAAGAGCGCUGACGUCCAAUCUUGUAGAAGACAAAGGGUGUUUGACACCAGCGUUGGGUUUAAAUUUAGACGCAUAUGAGAUUCUCUGUCUUGGCUUUGGUGGUUUUCCAUGAUUACUUGGUAAGACAGGGAAAAUAAAAUGGUUAUAGGGCUUGAAGUUAGACCUUCAUGCACUGUUUAGAUUCCUUUACACUGUUCUGCAAUAAGCUGACCCAUGUGUUAAACUUACCUUUAGAAAGCGUUUAGGUGGUUAUGUCUGGUGAAAGAUAAUGAAAAAAAGCCAUCUUUGAGCUCGUUUGUAGAACAAAGAAAUAUUGCAGUAUCUUUCGGAUCAUUGUUCUUUAGUUUAAAUAAUUGUGUUACUUUGUACCCUUACUUUUAACCCUUAUUUUCCAUGUGAAUGCUUCAGAUCCCCUCAAAAUGUUUAAAAUAUCUAAGUAAGUAUUGUGCUACAAAAGGUAGCAACAUAAUUCGAUAUAUCAGAGCGAUGAACCCGCAAGAACGCCUUGUAUUUAUGUGUUUUAGAUCAACCUUCCAGGACCGCUUACCAUGCGUGUGUCAUAUAACGACUAUAAGUUGUACCUUAGUAUCCUGGAUUCUGUGUCCAAGCAACUGAAUAAGGCUAUUAAAAGUGAAGUCAAUUCAAACGUUGCCGAGGAGGUGCCUGAUCAUGAGUUUGAUGGUGAGUUUCGAGGUCAUGUUUUAGGCAGUUUUACUGCACUGUAUGCUGAUACUUUCAUUUGUUCAAUGAAAAAUGUCGUAUUUUACUUCGUAAAAUUGUAGGAAACCACAAGCCAAUCAUGAAAAGGUGCAGGGAACAGAGGACUUUUUCCUUUUUCUAAUUUCCUGAAACAAGAAGGAUAUGUGAGCACUUGAGACAGCUUUCAGACGAGGUUGUGUAAACACCGAUAAAGUCCCUUGAUGCUCCCUUAUAAACUGCUCAAAUAGAACGUGCAAAUCAAUUAUUAUCAAUUAUUAUUGAUUAGCAGUUGAUCAACAUUUCUUUUGCUACCAAAGCGAUGUCAGUAAAACGUCUUCAAGAACUGGGCUUUAAAGAGGCAGAUUGCAUCAGAGCUCUUCAAGCGACGUCAGGUCGACUAGAGGCUUCUGCCACUUGGCUUCUUGAGAACGCUACUCCUAUCAUCCAAGCACAGAGCUCCCAACAGCAAAGCAGUACACAGGGUUGGCAGUUUGCUGGUUUUGAGGUGAGUUGAACGCUUUGUGCCCAGGCUUGGUGUGUCGUAAAGCCACAGUGACACUGCUAUGAUUGGCAAGUAUACUUAUUUAGAAAAGAAAAAAACUUGUAUGAUGUAAAGAAGUACAGACGACUUGUUGUAACAAAAUUUGAGUGUCCAUAGUAGAAUUCUUCGUAGAAGUUUUCCUAUCAAAACUAAUCAUUCUUUUUUCUCGUAGACGAACAAAUUCUCUCCUUGGCUUCUCUUGGUUUGUCAUGUUUGGCUUUAAAAAAGCUGGCAAGGCGAAAAGCUUUUGGAAAUGAUACUUGCCAAGUAAAACGCACUAAUGUUAGCAAUCGUGUUAAAGGUUUCAUGAUACGUUGGUACACAAACAAAGCUGGUUUACCAGGGCUACUGUUGAUAAGUAAUUCAGCUGAAUAUUCAAGAUGUUUUUCAGUCAUUCUUAGUGUUGUUUGCAAUUUUAAGUGAGCCAAUUGCAAAUGAUGCGCUUUCUAAGCUUUGGCGAGCUGUUUUACGGCUAUCGGCGAACCCCAUUGAGAUUCUCUUUGUUGUACCCUGAGAUAGAACAAAGAGCUUGCAAAACUUUGACACUAACUGUCUGGGGUUGUUUUUCCCGCGGUAGGUCCGCGCGGGUGCUGUGUGUAUCUGCCUGAUUGAUGACUGUGGUGACAGUGACGUACCACUCAUUGAGUUCAGCGCUCAAAGUAUGUUGGAUUCUUCGCAUUUCUUAAAACUUAGAUUCAUUUGCCUCCCCACUGUUUAGUUAAGUUUUGUAAGCGUCUGUAUUUAUUAUCCUUCAAUAUUUUUUUAACUCGCGGGAAAAAUGUUUGCGAAAAGCUUACGUUUGCGGCGUAGGAAGUUCACUUUCCAGUGUUCUCUAUUACGAUUUCAUCUACUGUUCCUUCUUCUGUAACAACCACAUAACGCUUUCUCAUCUUGAACUAUAUUUUAAAAGCAGAUUGUUUCUUACUGGAGUUAAGGUUUGAAAAUUGGGAACAUCACUUACGGUAUAUCCUCGGAUAUCUCCCAGUUUAACCGCGGGAUAUUCGGUCACGUGAUGCGUUUUUGAUCAAUCGCGCGGGAGCAAAAAUAUUUGUUGGAUAAUAAAAAUAGAUACUGGUAAGCUGUCAGGGAAAGCUGAAAAAUGCUAGAAGGUAGCCUUUUGAUGGAAUGGCAUCCGGUCUGGGGUGGCCUUGUUGAGUUGUGCUUCUGAAACCGGUAUAAGCCUCGGAAGGAUGGGCCCUGUACCUCGUAACUUGGCUUCUUUUUUCAAACAGCAAUGUAUCAAUUGACAGGAGAAUUUUCCUUUCCCCCUUUUUUUCGGCCUCUCGAUAACCUCUUGGACAAAAAUGCUUGUCCCUUCCCAAAGUUUCUCUACUUUACAAUCCCAAGGUGGUGGCUCUACAUUUCGCGUUGUAAUGUUGACCGUUCCCUAGCCAAGCUAAGGUUUAUUGACUACCCCUGCGGUAACAUGCGUCAUUUAUGUCCAAGCAUUCCAGUUCCAUUUCUUGUCUUUGUAAGCGGGUUUCUCAUUCGCGCACGAGAUUUUGAACCCCCCUUAACUGGGAGACCCGGAUUUGCUAAUGAUACGUAGCUUUCAGUUUUCUUUAUCCGUGUAGACCUGUACUUCUGGCAUGACCUUCAGUCCACCGGUGAUGGCGCGGCUCAGUGUACUGUGAUAGUGCAGUACUACAACAGAAAUGUGUCAGACUGGGAACCUUUCGUGGAGCCAUGGAAGUAAAUAUGAUCGUCUAGAUUGCACUGGUCUUCCCUAACAUAGCUUUAGCUAUACGAUGUAGAAAUUUGAAUCUGGGCCGGGUUGUUCGAAAGGGGGUUAACCUUACUCUUGGAUUGAAAAUUAGCCUUAGCUUUAUGACUCAAGACUAACGGGAAAAAUGCAAAAGAAAAAUUAAUUAAUUAAACUCAAUUUAAAUUGACAUUUAUUCCGGGAUAGGUUAAUCGUGUUUUCAACAACCCGCUCUGAACAAAUGAUGAUUGACGUCAUGCACGAUCAGAACGAGGGCUCUCGUCCGAUUCGAACCAAUUUUUCGCCUAAGCCUGGUUUUCAAAGGAUCGCACGGAUGGUCCCCAUUUUUUCGAAAACCUGGGAGGACUGGAAAAGUUCAGGCGUAUUCAUCAUUGGAUUCUUUCGAUCUCUCUUAUGGGCUAGGUUGCUCAUGGAGUCCUUCUCACUUUUAAAGGAAAUCUCAGUCUUAAGUGUCUAAGUAAUCCGCAGCUUCUUUGGUUUUGCUUUACUUCACUAUUUAAUCGGUCCAGAAAACUCGCGCCACUUUCUCAACCAACUGUGUUAAUGGUGGACUCCUCUCUUUCUGUACUGUCCUUGCUAUGUUUUUUGGUUAAGACCCCCAUUAUGCUUGUGUUGCAGAUGUCAAUUGCACUGGCAGGAGCAAGGUAAAACACCAAGUAAAACAAACAGGUUUCUGGCUAAACUGGAUGGUGAGUUGUGGUGCACUACUAUGCUGAACAAAAUCAUUUGGGAAAUCAGUCUCUUACACAUUGCCUUUUUCCACCCUGACAUCUAAUGACUUACGGGGAUAACCUGUAGCAAAAAAACUCAUCCGGGGUUGGGGAAGGAAUGGUAGCAAUGUAUUUGUAUUCGUUAUAUACUUAGAGAUUGGGAGUAAACUUAAAUUCUCGCGGAAUGGGCCAGCAGCUCCCAAGUCAUGCUACAAUUCACUGAAUAGAUUAAGAUAAGAAUAGAUACAAAAUAAUAGAUAAAUAAAUCAACAUUCAUUCAUUGCACUCUCAGCCCCAGAUCGUCUUGAUGUCACGGUUACAACUACUCUUAUAAACAUGAUCAAACACACCAUUGCCAGUUGGUCUGAAGACUAUUACAGACCUGAUCCAUCGCCUGUGUCAGCGGUGGCUUCCACAGAGACCCCCAGCCUUCCCUCGAGCCGGAGUGACAGCAGACAUGACAGUCUGAAUCAAACCACAAGCACCGAAAGUCCUCUUAGCAGUCCGACAGUAAGUAGACCAGAGUCCAGCGCGUCCUUGUGGUCCACGGGAUCAGGAUUUCCUCGUCGGCGAUCACCCUUCGUUCCAUUUGUACUCAGAAAUCAGACAGGUUUGUUUAAUUUGGUUUUGUCUGUUGUUCAGAUACCUGUUUUGAAAUAGACUACUCUUUUUAGAAAGCUGAAAUAUUCGCUAUUCUAUCUUACUUAAUGUCUGGUUACUGAGCUCGAGAUUGAAGAGUGCUUUGUUUUUCUUUUAAGGGCAUACGUUUGCACCAACUUUUUGCAGGAAAUUUCCAAUCCCUUUUUUGUCUAGUGUGUGAACGAGGGACGACAAAGUGUUUGACUUGGUUUCAAAAUGUUUGGGAAGGCAGUUGUCGACCUUAACUGUUAACUAAAUACCCAUUACAUUACCAGGUGGCGGCCUCUCCGUGAAAUAGUGGGUCCCGCCUGUGUCCUGUCCUUUCGUGUUCACAGACUAAACAUAAAUGAAGUUAUCGAUCGCAAAAUGCGAGAUAAGUUUCUUUACUUAUUUUUCUGUCGUGAUCAAAAAAAGUUUUCUUUAUUUGUCUUUCCAAAACUUGUUUUACCUCGACUAGCCCAGUGGAUAGUCGUUCUGGAAUUUUUUCAGCCUAGACCCUUUUUUUAAUAGCCCUAGGCUAGUGGACUACCGCUAAUGUCGAGCACUGGAAGGUGUAUUGAAUUCUUGCGUGAUGUUUUUAGGAUGUGAGAUGUGGUUCAAGACAGUAACAACGACUCCAUCCAAAGUGAUCUUGAAAAGCACUGGGCAGGCUCUUCCUGGUUUACCAGGCCCCAGGUCAGAAAAAAUAUCUGACUGGAGUACAGUUUCCCCUGGGGGCGAGGCUCCCUUUGAGUUCACAUCAGGAGAAAAAUUGCGGCACAGAGUAAGUGGAUAUGUGAAUCAGAAAUUCUAUAAAAAAUUUACAAAAGAUGUUCAACAGGGGAAUUUUCCAUUUCCCCUUUUUUAGUGGCCUCUCUAUAACCUCCUGGAUAAAAAUUCUUGUACCCUUCCACCUGUCUUUUUUCGCUGUCGGGCUUUUCGACACAAACUAUGCAUCUUGGUAAGGUAGAAUGGUAAUGUGGGUGUACGUAACAAUAGUUUUGUCACUGAAUCUAUUAAGGUAGUACACGAGAUUAUUUACUCUUGGUUAGUAUAUGAUUACAUAUUAUCGAUUUGAAACAUGAAAUUGCGAAUUUAAGAUUUUGGGAAAGGUUAGAGAGAAAAAAGAGGACAAAUGCGUCGGAAAGCUUUUAUUGACAGUUGUAAGUGACAGAAUACAAAACUAAAGAGAAAGUCGCAACAGUAUGACUGAAACAGUUUCAAAUUUCCGUCUAAAUGUAUGGGAAGAACAAACAAGUUCCUCAACAAAGAUUACAGACUUGUGACUGCCUAACAUCUUACAACGUUAUUAGAGUUUGCUAUCAUAUCGCUCUUGUUCUGAACGCCUUAAAGAUUAGUAGCUUCACAUUAGAACAUCGUUUUAAAUAUGGAAGUUUUUAUUUAAGCAGAUGUUUUACGAUAUUUUCCCUAUGUUAGGAUACCCAUGAGUUCAACGUACAUCAGGUUAUUGUUCAAGUGGAGGGUUGGGCAUCACUCUCCCCAGUCUCUGUUGAUAGAGUCGGUACAUUCUUCAGACAAGCUCGACCUCAGGAGGUGGCCAAUAAAUCUCCGGUAAGACUAGCGUCUGCUCUGAAAUUAAUUUUGUUUUUCCUAUUUCGAAAAGUGAUGUGACCAAGUAAACAACAGAGGAAGCAUUUAGACACCAAUUUUUUUUUUUCUGUUAAGACUGCUGUAUUAAGAUACGGUGGGCUACGCCUUGGCCGAACGGCUAGCUUUGCCGGAAGGCUUGGGUUUGAGCGUAGGCCGGGUCAAUGUUCCACUCAGGAGUAAAACUGGGUACUAGAAAAUUGUUAGUGAAAUAUAAUUAAAUGGUGGUGAGGGACUGGUAAACCUCCGAUGAAUUAGAGUGGUAUUCAGGCGGGAAAUGUAAAUUUCUUGUAGGUUCAUCUCACGAAAACCAGGAAUAAGCCCUAAUUGGUAUGAGCCACUUGGCUUCGAGGACUACGUUAUUGCAGUUUUAAUUUAUUCCUGUUUUAUUUUUUGUUUGUUGUUGUAUAUUUGUUUAGGGAAGUGAUCUUCAGCCAGCACGGGUUGUAUUUGAUGUUAGUUUGGAAGGCAGAGCUCGAAAAGUAGUCACUGUUAGAUCUGCGCUGACGGUGAAGAAUAAAAUGGACUUACCCAUGGAGAUAAGAAUGCAAGGACUUACAUCUAUGCAGGGUUAGUUUGAUGAGCAGCUCCUCAUCUGUGUCCCAGUAUUGUUCAAUUUCUGUCACACCUUUUUCAAGAAGUACACUUUAAAAGCGUCUUUUGUGUUGCCGCUUGCCUUCUGGGCAGAGUCCAGGCUUCAUCAGAAGAUUAGAAGUUUAGGAAAAUGAACUACGCUUUUUAAAAGCAUGUUUCGACAGUUUUUCUGUCAUCUUCAGUUCAGAAUAAUACAAAGUACAAAGUUGAAUUUAAAGUGUAUAACAAAAUGCUGAUUGGACGAAACAAACAAUACUAACAGAACAAUGCAUGCAUUCACAAGAAGUUAAUUAAGAAAUUCUUAUCUUGAACGGCUUCGUCAUCAAUUUUGGUGAGGCAGUUUGAUCGAGAGGUCAGCUCAUCGAGCUCAGAUUCGGGGAUCCUAGUGCGGAUUUCGAUCUGACCACAGUUAGAUUUGUUUCUGAGUUGUCCUGAGUUCAUUUCCUCAACCACACUUAUAAAUAGUCAACUUAGUGGUCAGCCCUCAAACACUUUAGGCCGAUUAUUUACACGAGGUCGAACCGAAACCGCGGUUUUACGUAAGCAGUGGGCCUUACGUAUUCUCUAUGAGAUGGUUGUUUUCACUAAUAAAUGUACUUCCACUAUUAGCUUUUGGCCGUCUUGACGCUGUUCACAAAAUUAAAUUUUCAGGUAAAAGACUCAGUGAAAUUAAAGAUAUUUUAGAACGCGGUUUCGUCAAACCCUAAGCGCCCUUUGGGUUUCAGUCGAAUUAUUUAUUUCGACAAAUUUUGUGAGUUGCUUGUAAACCACUUUAGGUAGGCACGGAUAAUCCAAAUACAUACAAGUACAUUUUACAUUUUCGUUUCAUCUUAUUGAAUCAAUUUGAUUCGAAAUUCUUGCCUUUCAGGGACUCUAUCUCUUCCAGUCGUAUCUCCGGAGUCUUCAGUUGCGAUACCACUGCGCUGUACCUCUUGGCAGCUUUACCUCCGACCUAGCGGGAUGGGGGUGGGGUUUUGCUCCCAGCCAAUAGAAUGGAGAAGGGUAUUAAGGAGUCAUACUACGGAGGGAUGUGCACGGGAAUGUUAUGCUCUACCCUCCUCUGGCCAGCCUGAAAAGAAAUUCAGGUAACGGUGUUCUCAACAGCUUUCCUUCUCAAAUUUGGGUGCGUUGUGAUUAAAUGAAAUGCAAUGAACUUCACGUAACCAAAAAAAAGUUGGAUAUUUAAAAACGUUUUCUUUAAACUUGUCGGAUUAUCAAGUCUUUGUCGGCUUUUCCGUGUUUCUUAAGCGUGUCUUGAAUCGGUCUGGGAAUGCUACUUCGUCUCUUGAAUGGAAUGCAAGAUCAUUGCUAGAGCUCCCUUGAACCUAUUUCUGGUUAAAUUUCCAGAACUUUUUGCAGGUAUCUGCUUGAACUUCUUGUCAAAGAUAAGCUCCUUGAAGGGGAAAUGUCCCCUAAUCAAUUCGCUUACCAUUUGGACUAGGUAUUUUAAAGUGAUGCCGUUAUUUUGGUGUUUUAUUCAGAUGCUUAACGUGGUUCGAUUGCGAAUGACAAAAUGACUCAAAACCAGUGUUACUACUUUAGUUUGAGGUUGAAAAGUUAAUGGCUGAAAAAGUGACAUUUACUUCAGUUUUCUACUGAUUUCUUGUGAUCCUUCAGGUUCUGUGUGGCUGUUAAGAGAGAAGGCUAUCCAGAAGACAUUUUUCAUCACGAAGGCGCUCAAACAAGUGGUCUCAAUGUGAUGCCUCAACCGGGUCACACCCUGACAAUCAUGUACCCAGUGAUGCUAGUGAACCUUCUGCCGUGUGAGUUGAGCUACCAGGUCAAAAAUACACCCGCUAAAGGAAACCUGAAGGCUGGAAAGUCUGUUCCUUUGUACACUGUAAGUACAACCUGCCAGCUUUAAUGUUUUUAUGAUGAGUUAUGGACAAAAUCACGAUAUAUCUUAAAGAUCCCGUGAAACGAUUUUGAAAUUAAAUAUCCACUGAGUAGUGGUGUGGUGCGAAUCUAGCGCGGAAAAAGUACGCACUGGCAAGAAAUGUAAAUUAUAGCCAAACCAAUUGGAAGAGUUAAGUCUUGAAACAGGAAUGGUAUACGAAUCAAAAACUAAACUGAAUUAAGAUUUAAAACUAAACGAACCUGAACGUCAGUUAAUGUUCCUCAAGUCAGUUUUCUCUUUUAUCUUUCUUUUUUUUUCCCACGUGAACAGGCUGAUCCGGAGAAGGCUCUCGAUCUUGGCUUCAGCAUUGAAAACUUCACAUAUUGUGAUAACAUUCGAAUUUCAAGAAGAAUGAGCUUCAUUGAACAUCCAAUUAUUCAUGUGGAACUCCAGGACACCGAAAGAAGAUCUUUGAUACUAAAUGUCAAAGUUUCUGUAAAGCCUGGUGGAUCAUUAAAAGUAAGUGAUAAAAUGUCAAGCGAAAAUCCCUAAGUACAUGUUAACCCUUUAACUCCCGAGAUCUGAUUGUUAAUUCUCUCCUCUAGCUGCUACACAUUUCCUUGUAAAUAAGUCACGAGAUUUUGGUGUUUGAUCAAGACAACGACCUCUACCUGAUAAGUUUGAUUACUCUCAGUACCUGUUUGCUGGAUAAUGUACGGAUAUUGUAGGAAGAAGCGAUAGGUUAAUCACUGUGAAUUUAAGGGAUUAAAGUGUGUCAGGCUUCUAUUAACAGUUUCAGCGCUUGUUAAGGGGGCAGUAAGCGAUAAUGGGAAGCAUUUUAAGAUGAGCACCAUACCUUUGAUAUUUUAUUUUGCUAAAUAUUUCAGUUCCCACGUGCUUUUUGUUCGGACAAAUUAGGGGCCGUACUCCACUGCACUGCUGUAAAAUUUGAAUUUCUUUUUUCGUUAUUUUUUGCUAAAAUGUCUCUUAAUUUGUCCUUAGUUUUCUCAACUUUCUCAAUCAUGUCCCAAACUUGGCAGACAUACUGUUAAGAUAUAUUGAUAUAUCCGACUAACUGUUUCUUCACUACCGCUAACUUAGUACGUUCGAGGUAUUUAACUAACCUUUUUUUGUUUUGUUUAAUUGUCCCACAGGUUUCCAUUUAUGCUCCUUAUUGGAUGAUAAACAGCACAGGGAUCCCACUUGUGUUUAAGCAAGAGGGUGUUCCUCAUGACAUGGCUGGCCAGUUUAAAGAACACGAGAUGGCGCGGAGCUUGACUCCGUUGCUGUUUUCUUUCUCUGACAGAGAGGCGGCCACAAGGUAUGUUUGGAAACCUGUUAGAAAUGUAACUUCCUAUUGAUUAGGGUUCUCUCACGCUGAUUAACCAUCGGGUCCUCUUGGUUUUUUUCCUUUUCGGUUAAAUUCUUUAAAUAGUAAUUUACCACGAACUUAGUUUGUUUUUUUAGCACAUAACACUGUCGAGUAGAUGGAAAAGAGUAUCACUUUGUUUUGGUUCUUUCCUUUUUUCUUCAGCAAAUAUUUGUAUGUGACUAAUUUUGUUCGUUCUGAGUCCUCCUUUGUUGUUAUUAACAGGUGUAUUUCAGAAAAAGAAAACUUGGUUAUUAUAAUAUGCCUUUGGCAAUGUGGAUUCUCUCUGCCUAAAAGUUCCUUGUAUUUUCUCAACAGAUGUCAAAUGAGGAUUGGCAAGGGCUAUCAGCCUGGAAGCGGGAAACCUUUAUGGUACGUAAUGGGCUCUCAGCACGAUACAGCCUCUCCUUUAUCUCUUUGAUGUUGUCUUUUAAGUCACUAUUACGUGUAUUUUCGACUAUCGUUUCCUGCUUCCUGCAACUUUGUCUUCUCUGCAGGAGUAAUUCCUUUUCGCUGGACAAUUCACGAGAAUUUAGACGCGUUCACGCCAUUCAAGGUGGAAGCCGGCCUAACAAGUAAGUCAGUUGGAAUAUUUGUCAACAAUUUUUUUACAGUGUCAUUGACUGAGAAACAGAAAUACAGUUCAGAAAUGUGGGGACAAUCUGCUGGAAUAUGUAUGUAGAUUUGGAAUUUCUCUGAGUUUUAGUUCCUGAAUGGGCUUUGAAAUGGUUGUGUUAUUACUUUGUCUUUCCUUUUUUUAUGAUGUGUUCGGCACUUGAAUUUGAUUUUCAAAUAAAAAAUUAAGCUUGCUUUACCAGUGAACUAACUGCAGUGUUUUGCCAUGGUUGGUAAAGUUACUCUUACACUCUUUUUCGCGAUUGUGAAUAAAUGCGAAGUUGAAAUUUAAAAAUUUCUGAAAUAGAUCAAGUAUGAAUCAAUUUAUGACAAUAAAAUAAAGUCAUUUCUAAACGACAGAGUAUAUUCACUUUAACCUCUUUACAAACUUUAAGAAAGACUUAAAGUAUGAAAACUAAUCUUUAAUAAUCUUAAUCGCUUGGCCCAAUGUAAAUAGCGCUUGAUAAAACAAGGGUACUUUAAUCGAUACAGCGAUUAUAGUCUGUGUCUGUUGCUAUGAUUGAAGCAUGGUUUGCCUCUAAAUGUACCAUUCUAUAUCGAAAGAAAUAAAUUUGAAUUUUUGUUCUGGUUAUUCACAUGAUUGUCAUUUAAACCAUAAAAGUUGUUACAGGAAUUAAGAAACAUUCCAUGUGAGUAUUAACAUAGUGGCAUGCAUAUAGACACCAUCAUCUCUCUCGUCACGAUAGCCGUCAAUUAUGGUUGUCUUAGAAACCACUUAGAGCUCUUGUCACAUUAAAUCCUUGCAUUACAGAACGAAAAAGAAAGGAAAAGCCGUAACUCCGCCUCCCGCGUCCGCAUGCAAAGUGUCCAGCAGCGCUGUGAGCCGUCAGUUGGAGUUACAUGUGCAAGGCGCGUGCUUGUUUCGCGCAAACCUCCCUUGCGAAUCCGUGUGCCUAGUCACUUCUAAAAAAUGGUAACGUAAUGCUGCGCUAUUGAUUGGUUAAAGAAUUGAUUGGUCAUUUUCCCAUCGAAACCUCUUAAGUCAAAUCGUCAAUGACUAUGCUAAAUAAGUUUUGAGAAAGUCGUUCUUCGAAUUUCUUGGGUGAAUUUCCUGUUGAACACUUUAAUAUCUUUGUUCUUAAUCAGUGGAAGAAGAACUAGAAAAUGAAAUUAUGAACAGGGAUAUUUAUAAUCAAUCAAUUAUGAUGAAACAUGAAUAAGAAAUCAGUGAACAUUGAUUUGUAGUUUCUAUGAGGCGUCUUCGGUAUCUGAAGCAGAAAAUGAAUGUCAUUUGAGAUCCUCUGGAAAUCAAGAUGUAUGGGACUGAAUUGAUCAAUAAAUUAAUUAAAGAAAUGGGCGACUAAAUAUCUAAUUAUUUAAGAUGAAUUAAUGAAUUUAUGGACAAUGAAUAAAUAAUAUUUAGGCAGGAGACUAACUACCUAAAUUAGUACUUAAAUUAAUCAGUCAAUAAACGGAUAUAAACAAACAAAUAAAUAGGUAAAUGAAUAAAUGAAUUAAGAGAUAAAACUCUAAACAGAUAAAUAUAUAAAUAAAAGCAGAAUUGUCAAUAUUUCAUUUUUUUCUGCCAAAAGGCGCUUAUGAAUUGGGAAUUGUUCUAUAACCGAUUGCAUAUUUUUUCAUGUAUGCCAUCAUAGUGGGAGGGAUAAUUGAUACCGUCAGGAAACUAAACUAAUCGGUACCAUGACGUCAGAUACGUUUCUGAGAUGUGCAGUACUUUUCAUAUUUACGAUCAGCCUUCAUCUCUUUAUCGCGUCACACCUGAUGUGGAGUCUUCGUUUAGUGUGUAUCGACUGGAACACAAACCUUCUUGAUUCUAUUUCUUUGACCCUGCCAACGUAGUGGCGAUCCUUAGUUCUUACCAGGAACACUGGUCAGGGGAUGCAGUCAGCUUUGUUUCCUCGAGACCGUGAAGAUAUAACACCAUUUAUUACCAAAAACACCAAUGAAACAAAAGAAUCUUCCGGUUUCUGAAAAGUCAAAACAGGCUAUUUCUUCUUUAGCAACAAUGCUAAUUUUAUUUUAAAACAUCUUUAAUGUCAGACAAAAAAAAAACUGUUUUGCAUAGAUAUUGCUUUAUGUUUAUAUUUGAUGUUAAAAUAACAUCUUAGCACGCUGGGUUCACGGGCAGUUGAACUCAAUGUUUGGUGCUAUUGUGACGAGUUUUUAAAUCAUUUUAAUUCGUAUUCUUCGAUUAUACCCAUGUGAUGAACAUAAUAUCGCAUGUCUGAUUGUGGAUACGAAUUCAUCUCAUUCUGAACAUAUCUUCCAGUCGAAGAUGAAACUCGUAUCUACACUCAGUCAUUUGAUAUCCUCUAUUUACCUCCUUGAAUUAUUAUGAUUUAUUUGCAUUUAUUAUGUUUUUAUUAAUUAUUUAACUAUUAAUUUCUUCUACCCUUGAUCAGUGUGUCUGAACUUGUAAGACUUUUGAAGACGAGUUAAAAUAGAUACUAAACAAAGGCGAAAACAAAGCGAGUUAAUACAGUAAACUAAACAAAGCAUAGAUGAGCAUUGAUAAUUAAAAUGCUCGGAUCCGGAAGGUCUUGUCAAAGCAACCUAUCAACGUACGUUAAAUACGCGCCAUGCCGUUGUUUUCAGGGUGUACGAUAUUGGUAUUGAUGUGCGUUUUGGCCAAGGGCGAUAUCGUGAUACAAGAAUUGUUACCCUUGCUACUCGAUAUCAGCUGGAAAACAGGACUCAUCAUACUCUAGCUUUUUCACAGAGACACUUCGUAAGGGAACAGGUAUACAAAUUUUUGUUCCUUUGGAAAUUACUUGAUCUCUACUCAUUAAGGUUGCUUAAUUGUUUUCAAAAUGACGUUGUCCAUAUUCGUAUUUGUGUUCCAUUUGAAGGCAACUUUUGAACGGCAAGGUUACUUUUUGGAAAAAAGGGGUUAGUUCCUCAAGAAACUGUGGUGCUGAGUCGGUGGGAGGUUUAACAAGAUAACUGGUUUUACUAACUGAGUUGAUAGUAAAGAUUGGCCAACGUAAAGAGUUUCUAAAGCUGACGUUUCGAGCGUAAGCUCCUCGUCAGUUUAAAGAGGGGCUAACGGAGCCUUUAACAUUAUCGACUCAGCUGAUAUCACUAAAUUAUAUACCUUUUAGGAAGUUUGGAGGUUAUCUUAAAACUCAGUCUCUGGAAAGUGCGUUUCCCUUAAUGAUAAGCUAUUUAUCUGCUCUACUGUAAGAGGAAAAACAUCCAAAUUCUCUCUUUUUGUUUUGUCUGCUCUUUAGGGAACAACCAACCCAGAGGGAACACUCACUGCCAUGCCAGGGGCCCUGGUGCUUUUCCAUUGGCCCAGAACAGACUUAGACCAACUUUUGUGUAUCAGGUAAAGGACCUUGUACUUUGGCUCUUUAUUUGGACCCUUUUUGUUUGUGUUUUUCUCCACGCGAGUACCUGAUACUAUUGCUUGGACAGCACGUGGCACAACCAGCUGUUUUUGUCCGCAACAGAUUUCUAAUCAAGGUUUUAUUUCAGGUUAAAUGAUGUUUCUCACUGCAAGUGGUCUGGUGGCUUCAGGAUCGAUCAGGAUGAUUCUUUUCAUAUUAACAUGAGGUAUAUGCAAUUCUAUCUUAUGCAGUAGAUUAGGAAAUAAGUGAAUUGCAAGACCAUCUUUCUUUUUGUUGUGUCUGUCCGUCAGUCAGUCAGUCUAUCUGUCUGUAGGUUUGUCUGUUUGUGUGUUUAGCCGUCUAUCUACCUGCCUGGUUGCCUGUCUGUCUGUCUGUCUGUCUGAACGUUUGUCUGUUUGUGUGUUUAGCCGUCUAUCUGCCUUCCUGGUUGCCUGUUUCCCUCUCUGUGUCUUUUGAGCUCUUGAGUUAACAGAGUACAUAGUAACCUUGUGUUCACUAUACUUCUAUGUGUCAUAAGUUACGCCUCACCUCGUAAUGCAUGUAUUGGGAUAUUGGUUCAAAGUAGCUUGUACAAUAACAGAAAAUCAUCAGCAAGCUGCUAGGAAAAUGCAGGUAUUACUUAGAGCAUGAUGAUAAAUUUAUUUUUUUCUGCAGGAGUUUGAAUGAUUGUUCGUUGUUUGUGAGAGUGGAGGUGGUGCUUAGAGGAGCAACAUUUCACGUUCUGUUCACUGAUGCCUCCCAGCUUCCCCCGCCGUUCAGGAUUGACAACCUAUCAGAGGUUUGUUUUGUUUAGUGGUUAUUCGUGAAGAUGACCUAUGCAUAUUCUCCUUACUGGCCUGACGAAUUUGUUUAACAAUCAAAAGCUUCUUUAGUUGGAUCAUUUCCUUUAGGAAAAAAGUCGAUGAAAGAAAUUAGGUUUUCGCUUUUUGUGGGUUAAAGGGUUUGUUUUCAUUGUGGUAGGAAAAAAGGUAUUUUCGCUUGUUUUUCAGGUGUCAAUCACUUUCUAUCAGUGUGGAACUGAAGACAGAACAAGAACCAUUCUUCAAGCAAAACAAUCAGGUAUUGUUUGAGCACUGAGACUCUUUGAAGUUGCUGGGUUCGUUACAAGAGACUUGAAUUCUUAACUUGUAGGCGGGUUGAGCUAUUUUUCAAGUUCGCUUGCGACAAGAGAUCUCAUUCGCUUCCCGAUGAGUCUUCUGUAGCUUAGUGAAUUUCUCCCUUGGGAGGUCCUUUGUGUGGCUCAGAUUUUUUUCUCUCCCACACUCGUGACAAAUAGAUAACAUUUUUCUUUAUUGGACGACCAAACCUAAACAUUGCCAUCUAUCCCAACUUUUCUCUCUAAGGCACCUAGAGUAAGCUUUUUCAAACUACCACUGAUGGAAAGAGAGCUCUUGCACUCAAUACUUUUGGAUCAUUAGCUAGGACUGUACCGCACCUCAGAGAAGACCUUGAAUUUUGUCUUGCUGGUGCUAUUUCAGUCACAUACCAGAGCGAGAGCAAAUAUAUUUUUACAUUUGUCUUAGCUAAUAUAAACAAAUUGUCAAUUGAAAAUUGCAGAUUUGUUUUCGAUUUUGCCCGUUACCGUAUGCUACUUUCGAAAUUGUUCGUACUCCCUAUAUGACUGAUUUUUUCUAUUUUUAUAUUUCUAAAUGAAGUUCCCUACUCAUGGGAUGAACCCACUCUGUUACCUGAGCUGUCUGUUGGGGUGAUGGGAGGUGGAUCUUUCGCUCGCUAUCAAAUGAAUGAGCUUGGAGGAGGCGACCGGCUCUACUAUUACAAUCCCAUAUACGUCGUACUUACACACACAUUUUCCAGGUAAAGUUCAGUUUAAGUUAGUUCAUUUAAGUUUUUCAGUGUUCUGUCGGUGUGGAAAAAAGAAGGCGCUUUGCCUCUCUACUGCUUUUUCAUUCUGGCAGUGUCAUGUCAUGCAUAGCUCCCUCCUUCGUGCUCAAGGUAGUUGCAGACGUUUCAAUCUGAAGUGAGAGUCGCUAUGCGUUUAAGUUAAGUUUACUGAUUGUUUUAUUGAAUAGUUAUUAGUGCUUUGGAUAUUCAGGCAUCAGGAACUUUGCAAAUUGAUGAAACAGUGAUAAAAAUUAUGGCAUUUCAAGAUAAAAAUUCUAGUGACUGUUGGAUCAUUGUGUCAACGAUAUUCUUUACAUGCAAACUCAGCAAUGAAAAUAGUGAAAAUGUUUGCUUUUAUUAACACUCAUCAAUCCUUUAAAACUCAUGGGUGCCAAGCAGAAUUUCUCCUUACAAAAUCAAUACAAUAUCAAGGAGAAAAGUGUUGAGAAUAAAUAACAGUAUUGAUUAGGGGAUUAUUAGUUGAUUCAGUGCCAAAUUCUCUGAAGCAACAUUUUGAGAACUGUAUGACAGGCAGUAAGGAGAACUGAUAAAGGGAACUUGGAAGGAGAAGGGUUAAGAGGUGCCCUGGUAAAACUCUCUUCCGACAAGGAUUCAUUUAAUUUUCAUUCUUAUUCUCCUUUGUGAAAUGAUCUUUCAGUGCUGAUGGACACAUGUGUGGCUCAGUUCACCUCCAACCUGCUUUAGCUGCAGAUGAAUCGUCUCUUGAUAUGAGGGAGCUUGUUUUAGAUGUACCUCAGGGAUCAGCGGUGUUGCUCAGAAGAAAGGUUCGAAUAAGAAAAAAAAAGAUAAAGACAAAACUUUUUUGCCCCUACUAAAAUGGCGUCAGGGCGUAGGCCACUUUAAGAAUUAAACUGAAAGAUAUCUUUGUAAUUUUACCAAGCGUGGCGGUGGAGGGCUGAGGAUAGACAGAAAAAACCGAUGGUGCUUAUGACUCGUCGCCUUUGAUAUGAUUAAAAAAAGAUGGUAGAACGUGUGUUGGAAUUAUCUGGAUGAUUUUUGUGCUUAUCACGCUUGAGAGUAAAAGAACUGACACAGGCUGCCUAUUCUAACGGCGUUUUGCUCGUCUCAGGAACCUCACAAAAGAUCCCAACUUUGGCGACUGACUGGCCAGGGUCAAUUACGUCAUGAAGGCUCCUCCACUCCUUCUGCGAAGCCGUCUUCGUCUAAUAGAGGAUUAGUCCUGGAUAUUGACAGCUUGGCUCCACCCACUUGUGGCAAGUACGUGCGACUCGUGUUGAGUAAAUAUAACCAAAGGCGGCUGCAUUCACAGACGUGGUCCUUCACAGAGGUAACGGGAACACUUUAACUGAGGUCGCAAAUUAAUGUCUGCUAAGCUACGAAAGAGUUACUCAAUGAUCUGCCACAUAAAAAUCGUUCAAUUGAUACCAUAUACUUCGACAAGCAAUUUUCGGAAUUCUAUCAGCAGUCUAAUGCCCUUCGCCUUAAUGUUCUAUGGUUUCUUUAAGUCGUAAAUGCGUUUGUUAUCAUAAUUCUUCACCUCGUUUUUGAUGGGAGACUUCUCUUAGUUUAACACAAAGAAUAAAGAGUGUAAUUUGGAAGGGUUUUUUCUCAUCCCUCGUUGUCACUUCUAAUCUUCAUUUGAAUUUUGUUCUUGUUGUUGUUAGGAUAAUCGCAUGAAAUGUGAUCUUCCUGGACUUUAUGUACAGCCAAGAGGUGGCGUUAAAGGAUUAAGAGAUGGUAAGAAAAUUAGGCAAAUGCUGUAUAAUGUUCAUAAACCUUCAAUACUGCUUGAACAGCUUAAACAUACUGCAGGCGGAGUGAUUAAUUUGAAGACGGGGACCGUAUUGGAGAGGUGCGAGGGCUCCUUGAAAUGUCGUACAAAACCAAAAUAUUAGUAAUUUUUCUUCAUCUCAGCUGUCGCCCAGGUUAAAUGAAUACCGGAUUUAGCACACAUCUCUUUAAGAAAAUUCAGAGGUAGAUCAUCGGAUUGCGAAAUCGUAGACCCGGGAUUCGAUCCCUUGUGGGGGCGCUAUACUUUCUCUUGGUCCCGCACUCGUCACCAAAAGAGUGACAAUUUUCUUGAAAUAGCGAUGUAUUUGUUUUUCUAGGUGUAGAUGCAGUGCUUGGUCCUGCCAACAUUACUAAAAAUGAUCAGAUUCCUAUCGAACAGUGCAUCAGCACGUGUAAACUAAGGCCUGGCUCAGGCUGCCUUGGAGUAAAGGUUCUGGCAGAUGGUCCAACACGAGUGUUGCAGAUCACUGACUGUUUACAGCUGGUGAGACCUGUUAGGAAACGUACCUUUUAAACUGUCAGUGAGCGAAAGGUCCACUUUAAAAGCGUGAAAUUCAGGAAAUCUUCAUCAGAGGCAUUGAAAGCUAACAAGUCGUACUGGAGCAUCUUGCUUCUGGUGACGCAUAACUAAUCGGUCUCAUUUCUUGAUUGAAGACCAACCCAUUUUUGCCAAAAGACAGUUUGUAGAAGCUCAUAGUCUUAUUUGAAAACUUGUCAAGUAUUCUUGUGCUAGGAACAUGCCCCUUUUACAGGCUGUCGUAAUUUGCGUGAGUUAGGGGUAUAUCUGAGCUUUUAAUGAGUGGGUUGAAAGCCUGCAAACCCGGCGCUUUCAACGCAUUCGCCUCCGUUAGAACGAGGGCUCGUUAACGCUGUGCUGAUUGGGUCAAUGAAAAUUGCAGCUGAACUCGAAGCUGCAAAUAGAAAGAGUCUUUGGCAGCUGCCGUGUCUUAAGGCUGAAAAAAUAGUUGAAUUUGAGAAAGCGGCUGAUGUUUUCACCAACGUUUGAUCUGAUGUUCCGUCGUCAGUUAAAUUCCAAGGAUACUUUCUGUGCUCGCGAUGAGAAGCCUUGUAAAUGGAAAACUGAAAGCCGAUCGUUCGUCUCAUUGAUAUAGUGGGAAGAAAUUGUUCAUUAACUUUUGCAGUGUGUCUACUUUGAUUUUGAUGCUUUGUUCGAAACUGAUGUGAAAUAUUUUGAAUGCGAUAUUUGAUUAGUCUGAAGACGAAGCCGAGAAGGAAUGGAUGCUAGUCGAACGGAAAGGCGGUUUGAGGCAACCAACUGUGAGUAGCCUGGGUAAUGAGGGGGAUUGCUCAGCUCUUGAAGUACACAUUCGCUUAGCUGGAGGGAUUGGUGUGUCUGUCAUUAACUCUGUGCCAGAGGAACUGGUGUUCAUAAAUCUGGAACAAAUCGAGGUAAUUUACGACUGCACAAUAAUACUUUUUUAGUUUUUCGACUGCACAAUAGAAUUCACUAUUGCACAAUAUUACUUCGUUACUUUUGAAUGGUUACGUUCAGUUUAAGAAAACAAAUCAUCUGAAUUGAAUGCGUAAUUUUACCAACGACAGUUGUAUAUUACUGAUAGUCUUCUGUGUAUUGUUAUCGUCAGAUUUAGCUCAUAUCCAGAUUAAUUUUAAUCAAACCUACCAAAUCAAGAUUACUUCUAUUUGUCAACCAUUAACGCUCGAACUCCGAGCGGCAUUGGGAGCUAAAAUCUGAAGUUUGGCUGGAACAUUUAGAAAUUAAAAAAACACCGAGCAAGUGCAUUAUUUAAGAAAAAGGCCGUCAAAUCACGUUGUUCAAUCGAUCGAUCGCGUUCAUAAUUUUCGUCUUCAGGUGGACUACUUAAGAAGCUCAAAGCUGGAAACACUCGAAGGCAGUAUUGGACGUAUUCAGGUGUGUGUUGUAUGUAUCGCACAUCGAAAUAAUACCCUAUCCAAACUUAAAAUCGUUAUUACGGGAAUAUAUGCGGUACCUUUUUAUAGCAAUCUGUCAUUACUUGCUUUUGAGUCGUGGCAGUGCUUAAACCUGCGCAUUUUCCACUUUUGCGGCAAAGGAUCAAAUAGUUAUAUGUUUGUUGGGAGAGUUACCUCGUGUGCCUGUAUUGUGUCACAUGCAAGUUUCUUUUUCUGUAAAAUGGAGUGCGCUGGAAGGCGGGGGAAACAGUGAAAUAAUAUAUAGAUUGAAAUACCAGUGUUAAUAGUUCAAAAACCAGAAGGGUUGAGAAAGUUAGGAAGACAAAAAAUCAAUUUAAACAUAAGAGAGUUGAAAUCUUUAACAUGCUGGUUGAGAUGCAAACCAUUUGGCUUUUCUCAUGCAUAGACUGAGACUCGAAUUAGGGGUUUCGUUAUUCUUUGCCUCGCGCAGAAUGAAUUUACUCUUUAUUUACACGACGACAGAGCUCAAAAUAGACCAUAUUUGUAAUUUAUUUUAUUAAAAUCACUUAAUCUUUCAUCCAUACCAUCCAUUUUCAUUUAAAGAUUGACAAUCAAGUGUUCGCCAGUCAGCUUCCAGUUCUUCUCUUCCCUUCCUUCCCUGAAAAAGGCUCUAAAGAAGAGACCUUUGCAAAACAGCCUUCACUCCGUGUAUCAGCAUCCAAAGAACCCAGCAGACUUCCAAAUGUGGAAAUAUUCAAGGUCAGUAAUUCAAGGAUAAAGUGAUUGUGAGGACGAAAUAGAGUUCCACUGGUGCGUCAGUUUCUGUCUCUGCAGUGUUUUUGCUAUAAUUAAAAAAUUUAAGCAACAUUCAGCCGUGCACCUCUGUGUGAAAGCAAAUAUUUUACUUGUUUAAUAAUGAGUACAAUCGUUUACAAUUUUGAUGCAUGUUUCAGUGUGACAUGAAUCUGCGUCAGGUGCACUGAUUGGCUGCAAAACCGAUUGAACUAUCAGUAAAUUAAUCUAAUUAAUUUUGUAUUUAUUUAUUUAUUUGGUUGAUUACUGCUACGUAAUCAUUGCAGACACUGGAUAUAUCACUGCGUAAGAUGACUCUUCAGAUCGAGGAAUUGUUGCUGUUAAAGCUUCUGCAGUUCUUUGGAUAUGUACAACAAGAUGAUGACAUUGUUGGUGCAAACCACGAGGAAGACGAGUGUCUUUAUGCCACACAAAGGUUUCCAAGCAUUUGCGUUGAGUUUUAUUCAUUGAAGCCGCUAAGCUACUAUACGUGUUUUUGUUUUACAAACGUAACUGUUGUUUUUGAAUCACGAAUUGAUUAAGCAAUUUAAUCUGGUACGAGGAUUCUCUCGAGUCUUUGAAAUUACCCAAUAUGGAUAAUUUGUAACCACACUCACGAACACACUUUUUUUGGGACACUUGCGCCUCCCGGCUCCUCUCGUGUUGGUUUCCAAGAUACAUUAAACAUAGUGGGAAUUUACAGCAUUGAAAGGGGAAGAGAGGCAGGGGAACAUCGCAAGUUGUGUUCCAAAGCGGUGUCUUAACUUAUUAGAUCUGAAAGUGUAGGUCGGGUCGUUACUAAACAAAGUGUUGAAAGUGAAUUUUGCAUCGGUAGGCCGACAUUGCCAAGUUCAUCUGGUUCCUCAAAGAGGUAUUACUUUGAGCAUCUUCAGCUAAACUCCACCCAAAUAAAGCUGUCUGUAUACAGUACUGGAAGGCUUCCUGAGGAUCUUCAGAGCCUGAAGAGUAGUCUGGGGCUGAUGCUGGUGAACUUAGAGGAUGCUACAGUUGACUUAGGUUGGUGUGCAUGUACCUACAAAGGAAACUAAUCUUCUGUUCGGUUUAAUUUUUUCAAGGUGAAUUUUACUUUACACCCUCACAGUAGUAUUCAUAUUCUCCACACUGAUCUCUGUACAUUUCUUGCGGUAAUGACAAGGAUGAUUUUUUUGACAAUCGGGAGCUUCUUAAAUUAGAGAUCAUUUCCUUUGUUCUCUUGACAUUUAUACUAGAUCCUAGGUUGAUACUGUAAUGAGAUAUUAGAUGCCAAUCACUCUUUGGGGUUAGGGGUUAAACAGUUUGCCAAUGAUAAACGGCUUUUUGGCUUUGGCUCCAUUUUCCAUGAGGAGAAUAAUUAUUUUAGUAAUGAUAUCCAAGCUAUUAUCAUGAACACUGAAUUCUUUCUUCUGCAUGAGUAUUGUAAUCUCCAGAGUACUUUACUGCUCUACCAUAGAGCCCACCGGCAUUGUAGACCUAAUUAUUACUGUUUGAUUUUAGAAUCUUUUUCUCGGUCUCAUCCGUUUGACACCCUGUCUUCUCAUCUGGACUCCAUCGGCAAACAUUAUACUGAGGUAGGUAUUGCAAACGGUCCAGUCUUUCUCGUAAAUUUCGUUGAGCGACUUUGCUCAAUCAACUCUUUAUGUUGAUGUGUUUUUCCCGAAUGAUUUUCUCAUUAUUCAUACCCGGCGUUGUGACUAGCAUGUAUCUGUUACGAGUUCGAUGUUUUGGUGAAGGCGACAUAACAGCGACAUUACAUCCUGACUUACAACAAUAUGAAUCAUGAAUGGAUCCCAGGACGUAGAAAAGUCAGCAUAUUUAAACAUAAUAGGUGACAAACUCUAAAACAAUGUACAAGACAAACGGGACCUGAACCAUAGAAUAACGAAACUACAGCUUAAGGGAUUACAAAUAUUUCGCUCAAAAUACUAAGAAACAAACACAACAACACAAAUUAGAAGAACCGGUGCAAUUUUACGUAACAGUAUCUAACUACCAUUCUGAAUAUGAACUGCUUGUGCGUACUCAAACAGAAUUAAAUUUCUGGUGCAGAUUUUUUAAGGCGAGAAACCCGUCUACCUAGUUAAAAAUUUUAAAAUUCAUAUUUAGAGAUGUUGGCAAGAUUUAAGCAUUGAGACAUCGUGAGAGUUCUGCGGGCUGCUUCCUAAAAGUGUUGUUGAGAAGAGAAGAAAAAGAGGAUAGAAAUGCUGAUGAAUCAUUUGUUUUUGUGUCUCUUUUGAUUGCCUGUAGGAAGUUCUCAGUCAGAAAAUAGCUAUCGUGGGUUCAGUCGAUAUGCUCGGUAAUCCCAUGGGACUACUCAAUGAUGUGUCAUCUGGCCUGGAGGGACUGGUCAGGAGAGGCAAUGUCGGAGGGUUAUUUAUAAACGUGGCUCACGGAGUCUCUGACUCGGCAGCCAAGGUAAAUACGACCAGCCGUCAAGAGGUUACGCUGUGUCGUUACAUACACCUAAAUAUCCCCAUCUUCAGGAACCCCUUCAGAAUUAGCCGCCAUUAGCUCUGUACGGUUUUUUUUUGUUCCUUUUUAUGUGAGAUAACCAUCCUUCUAUUUAGCGCCCGUAUUGAGAAUUGGAAAGCAUUUGGGAAUUUUAUCGGCUUUAUUUCCACGGUUGUGAAAAAUUUGAAUUAUGAACAUGCUAAGGGUUACAUUGAAAAGCCUCGUUCCUCCGCAGACACGUUACGCUUGAUCGAGAUAUGACAAUAACAAUACUUUGAAACCACAGAUACUUUAAAAGAUACCAUUUUUUAAGCUAACUGAAUCGAUAGAAUAACAAAGCUAUACUGUCCCUGAUAAUGACACUUCGCAGUUUCCUUCGCAGUAUCCUGUGGAGAUUGUGCUUUUUUCACCUCUUGUCGUGACAAGGUUCCUCUAAAGUAAAAGUUAAGUAGUCCUUCAUGCGCUUUUCAAGGUGUAAACUGAUUUUGUGUUUCUGCAGCUCACUGGUUCUCUGUCUGAUGGUUUGUGGAACGCUUCCAUGGACAGUAAAUUCCAGGAGAGCCGUGACGCAAUGCGGGCCGAGAGGUUUAGCAGCUCCAAAGAUCACUUUGUAGCUGGCGUAAAGGGCCUGGGGAUGGGUAUUGUUGGUGGACUUACAAGUAUUGUAACACAGCCAAUAGAGGGAGCACAUAACGCAGGACUCUCAGUAAGUUUACCUACACUUCUGGUCGUGUGUUGCUCCGUCAGUAAACAAUUUGGACCCAAAGUUCAGUACUUAUACGUAGAAGAGGACUCGUGCUAUUUGUAAUUCUUUAUAGAGAGGAAGGGGAAGAUGAAACGUUUAGAACGGUGAAACACAUGACUUAAGGACGAGGAAACAACCGAGGCGGUAGCUUCGGGAGGAUGAAUUUCGUUGUUAGAAGAUUUUGCUUGACAUUCUGUCCUUUUGGUCGAUUGCUCAAUGAACAAAUGGCCAGUGUAUGAAGUGUUACCACGCUUUUACUCAAGAUACAAUGUAAUUUCUGCCAUUUUCAGCAAAUUCGUGUAAAUUUAUUGUUUUGCAUUAUCUGCUCCAGGUUGAAUUAUUUCAGUGUAGAGACUUUUUCGCAUAACCUCUUCAUUGCAACAUACACUUAAUCGAUGAAAACGGAUACGAAUUGAUUUCUAUGUUCAAGUAUGUCGCUAAUCCUUUACGUGGUGUUCCGUUGGUGGUUUGGUAAAUGAGCAACUAGCGAUUAAUCAUCGUGUCGACUUACACGUGCAGUGCUGUGAGAUUUUUUUAUAUUCCAUUUUAGCGAAUGCAAGUAGUUUUCAGGUAUGGACUUUGAAUGAUGAAUAAAUCUUAGCCUUUUGUUUUCUUAGGGUUUUAUAUCUGGUAUUGGUAAAGGCAUUGUCGGAACAGUUACCAAACCAACCGCUGGAGUUCUGGACUUUGCAUCUGGUGCUGCAGCGGCCGUCCGAGGACAAGCGACGCGUAGCUCCAGAUAUUUCCCGCCAAAACAAGCGCGCUUACGUAGGAAUUGUUUUGGACCAAGUGGUGCUAUCCCACGGUUCUCCAGGACGCACGCUGAAGGCCAAGAAAUCAUGUUGAAAUUAAAUGAAGGCAACUUCAACGAAAAGUAAGGAGUUUUCAUUGACUUAACAGAUUGAAAAAGGUCAAGUUUGAAAGUUGAUUUGUUCCAAUGUCGUAAAUUGCGAAGUUCUAUACGAGGUUAACUGCAGCUGUUUUAGAAUUAAAUGUCUUUCAAUCCUAUAUUUGUCCCCACCUUCGAAACCUAGAAACUUAGAUAAAGAUUUAAAACCAGAAAUGACUUUUUGGAAACUGAGGUAACUUAGCGGGUCUUGUUUCCUCAGGUUUGUGUUAUCGGAGUCUGUUAGACGCGAUAAGGAAGACCGCCUUAAAGCUAUUGUCAGUACAGAGGCAGUGUACUUUGUGCGAGCCCGUGGGAUCCCCUCACCGGAGGCUAUUGUUCUUCUAGUGCGGUUUUCCGACCUUUUUGUUUGCCAACCUAUUGCGAGUGGUAAGUAAUUCUCGAAGUGGAAAUGAUGGGUGGGGUAGAAGGGAAAGGGACUCGAGCAACUCGUACCAAGCAGUGGAAAGGUUAUCAGUUAUCUUAAUGGCCGCUAUUGGCGUUUGACGUUAUUGCAUUUAAGAUUUGUUUACGUGAGGUCUGAAAGAAGAGUAGGCAUGGCCUAAAGGUUUAGAGUGCUGGAUUUGGAAGUCUGGAAGUCGCAUUUCGAAAUGUUUUUCUCUGACACUCGAUAGGCCCUUCCCGUAUUCUAAACGGCUUCGCUUUCAAAACGAGGUCAAGUGAAACGCUGGUCUUGUGAUUAUUAGUUUUGUUUGCAUGAUGAAAACGGUUGAUUUUCAUUACAGAAAGUUUUUUAUAUCAUUUUCAUCUCGGGAAUAGAUUUGUUCUUCGUUAGUGUCGAGUUCAGAUAAUCGAUGUUUUGUGAAUGACCAACUGGUUUGCCUCCUAUUAGUCGAGAUUUUAAACUAUUGAGGUUACAUCUCAUUUCUCUAGGUAUCUGCAAUGCCUCACCGUGCAUAGGGAUACCGAAAACAUCGAGAUUUAAUUAAAGUUUUCCUUUCACAUUAUUUGGGUUAAUGUAACAAUUCUUUUGUAAGAUUCGUGUAGCUGAUGAGUUAACAACACCAACCGCAAUAGCACUUGUCAAACGCGAAUUUUUACCUCUGAAAUUUCUUUGACUCUAAGCAAAAGACUGUGUCUGAAAUUUUCAUUUUUAGACGGUAAGGAUUACAUCGAGCUUGUCAUGAAGGCGGAUAAUAGCAGUAUGCCAACACCAUCCAAGAACCCCGGCAAAAGACCAAGAGUUAGAUGUGAUGAAAAUGUUAUCUCUCAGAAGGUUUGUAAAAUUUGAAUUUACAUCGAUUCGCGCCACCACAAAUUCCUCCGGGGAAGGGGCAGGGGGUUUUGUCCAUAAAGGGGUUCGUAGGUCACUUUUAAGUACAUCUUUGCAAUUCAAGUUGUGCGCGCUUCUCUGAAGUUCGUAAGUCGCGCACCUCAGACAUCUUCUUCAGCCACUUGACUUUGCCUAAUUCAUCAAGAACUGUCUGAAAAAACACGGUAAAUAAUCAUGUACUUCAUUACAUUUUAACUACAUUAUGAAUAUCUCACCACAAAUUCUUACUCAUCGCUGUUUACUUGAAUAAGCUGAAAAUUAUAUUCAGUUACCUUUGUGUGUCCAAACGUAAGCUCCUUUACAAUUAUUAAAAAUUUUCGUUAUUUGUCGAUUUAAUCAGGUGGCUCAGAAGAUCAACUAUGCAAAGAACCUUUACGAUGAGGUACAGCAAACUGUGAAAUUGGAACUCAAGGAACCGACUUCCCCAGUAUAACCAAUGGCUGACUAUGAAACGGUUUAUAGAAGAGAUGUUUGUUGACUACAGUGGCUCAAUGUAUUGAGGAGUUGACAGAGAUUCAGGUGCAAACAGCUGGGCUCGACCGGUUGAAGACCAAGUAGAAAGAAGGUAUUGGCUGAUUAGCUUAAGUCGAUCACGACACUCAAAUUUACCUGACCAAGAAAAACGUAGUUAUUCAUCACGCUCAGAAAAAAGUAUGGCCCCAGUGAUAACGCUUGGAAGAGUUUUUACUUGCUGAUGUUAUAUUUCUAAAUCCAAUAGUGAGUGUCAACCUUUUAACUUCCGGCGUUGAUAGGAAUGUAUUAUCAACGUAUUAUCACACGAACCAGGUAUGAGAAUAUACCAACUUAUCAACGAAAGAGGUGAUGUCGGCACUCUACCAACCAUUCGUAAUUAUUAUACAUGGAAAUUUAACGUAAAGAAGAGAGAGUUACGAAUCACUUCUUGGUAAAGAAAGGGUCUUAAAAAUUAUCUUCAAAAGAGAUUAAACCAUCAUUAAUUCAGAAGACUUUGAAGAUUUUUACUUCAAUGAAUUAAAACGUUUGUUCUUUAAUUAACAAAAUGAAUUAAGGAAUAGGAGGGGAUUACUCCUCAACUUUUAAAGCAGUCUCGCGAACUGUUUUGUUUGUUCUUUUAGGCAAUUUUCAAUUUAAUUUCGUUGUUCAUGAGGCAGGGCAACUGGUUUAUUUAUUCACGUAAUUUACCCCCACCCUCCCAACUCGCAAACGCACACAGCUUUGAAUAACGUAUUUACAAAUUGUGCAGUUUUGUUAGCAGAAAUAUUUUCAUGUUCCGAACAAGAACGAAAUCUUGUUUACCGAAUUUUAGGAUGUUUUUUUCAAAUGUUUUGGGUAAAGAAAUUCAUCAACUUCAGCUGAGUAUCCUCACGCGAUUAGAACACGAGAUAUUUUGCUUAUUCGACGCAAAUUUGUACCAAAGAGUUUAGAAUUAAAAUACCCAUAAUCCAUAUUUUUCUCAGGGAAUAUGCAUAUUUGAUUUAUCGUGGACUUACUCAAGAUAGAAGCUGCCUUCAAUAGGCCAUUUUACAGUUGUGUGCUUAGUUGCCA